This is a messenger RNA of Podarcis lilfordi (Lilford's wall lizard), 72539 nucleotides long. The record is from the annotation of a GenBank genome assembly. NCBI's taxonomy places the organism in Eukaryota, Metazoa, Chordata, Lepidosauria, Squamata, Lacertidae.
UUGUCAUUCCAAUGCAUUUAUUGGCAUUAAGUCCAAUAAUAUGGCAGGUAGUGAUGUAAGAAUUACUUUUUUAAAAAAAGAGGUAUUAAUGCUGUUUAUAUGUUAGACAACUUUAUGUCAAUUGGUGUAAGAUAGGGAAACUGUUCGCUAUAUAGGGCAAGGCCUGCUUUAUGGUCAGCCUCCUCUUGAUUGUUUUCCCUGCAGCAUAACUUCUUUUCCUGCCUCAGCAUAAAAGAUGAACUUGUUUUGCUUAUGUGAUGAAAGAGUAAACGCACAGGAUCGGGAAGCACGUCAUCUUGAGUAACUUCCCAUCUAAAGGGGUUUUGAGUUGCCUGGUGUCAAUUAUUAAGCUAUUGCAGCGAGACUAGUGCAAGGUACAGUCUUUUACACGGGAUCAUAAGGGCAUGCACGACGUGUAGCUAAAUAAUACACGUUGUCUCCUCAGCCUGCAGUCCCGGUGGUGCACGUUUAUUCACCCCAGCGAUCUCCCAGUUCUGGGUCGGCAUCUGAGGGCAUUAAAAACAACAUUUCCCGGCAUGCCGUUGUAUCCGGCUGCUUUCCAUCGGCGCGAGGGGAGCGGCGCGUUGCAUUCUGGAGCGUGUAGUCUGUGUCGGGAACGCCGCCUCAAGGUGAAGGUGACUGGAACCGGCCUGACUCGUGGUUGUCUGCGUCCGUUUCUUCUCAAUAAAGUUUUCCUUCAUAAGGAAACGGGUAGGCGGGGGGCCUCGGCAAGAUGGCGGCGCCCGUGUCGCCCUUGGUUACUGGGCGCUGCUUUCUAAGGGCUGCCGCUCGACACGCUGCUCUCCUGCUAACCGGGUGGGCUGAAGCCGGCGCCCCGCGGAAAGGUUAGUGCCGCUUAGAUCUGGGACGGCGCGGUCCUCGCCGCGGAGGGCUGAGCGCCCACUGCCCAGAGUUACGCCUGUCAAACGGCGGCUGCUCCUCUGCUUCACCGCCGGGUCGUGACUGGGCCAAAGCCCCAGGCGCCUCUGGCCAGGAGCCCCUUCGGUAACUAGGAGCGCUCCUUCUCCUCCCUCGACUUCCUCAGGAGCAAAUGUAUUGGAGAUGUUCUGCGGGCUUCCCUUUACCUCCAACUUUACACAAACCACACUACCUUAAAUAUGGGGCCUUUUGGAACAGUGGCUUUUAUUCUCUGUGGCAUUUAAGGAUACUCAGAUAAGAAGUGUUUUUGACUGUGAUGUUUCAGAAUAUUUGUCCACCAUGAAGGGAUUUUCUGUUGCCUUUUUCUUAAGUUUGAAGAAUUCAAAAUGUCAGUGCUUCCCUGCGACAUUGUACACACUGUUUUAUCAUUACUAUUAGUGGGUUUUUUUGUUUUUAAAAAAUGAGGUGCUGGUACUUUGUACUAGUGAGUACUGUCACAAAAAAACUCUGAUUAUUAUUAUACUAUAUUUUUAUGCUGCCAAGCCUUUGCAGCUGUUUAAAUGGAUGAACCAGUCAUUUUAAUUCUUUUUAAUGGUGUUUUAUGUUUUCUUGUUCACUGCCCUGAUAUUUUAUCUUAUGGUGGUUUAGAAAUAUUUCCAUAAAUGAUGUGCCUAAAAUCUACUAGAUGCUGCACACAAGCUUUCAGUCCAGAAUGUGUUUUAUUCAAGCAUAGUGAAUUUACUGUGUAAUGUAAACUUAAAACAUUUUAUGCAUCCAGUGAAAUGCACUGAAGUCCAUUAAAGCUUAUGUUGGCCUUCCUCAAUCUCCUGUUUUCCAACAGUUUUGGACUUCAUCUCCUUUUAGCCCUAGGCUAAUUGGCCCUAGGCUAAUUGUUAUAGAAUACUAUAUGUGAACUAAUAAAAAUUUCAGACUUGAGCAAUGAAACAAAAGGCAGAGCAAGAAGAAUGGAUAAUUACAGAUUUGACUUUUGUCUAUGCUGGCCAGUUCCAACAAGGACAGGGCUCCUACACUUUUUUAUAUUUGUGGUGAAGAGGAAAUUUCAGCAGGCUGUGUAAGUGCAUCUCAUUAUCCUACUUCCAUCCCAACACCAGAUAACAAAACAUCCUAUCAUAUCCUACACAUUCUGCAUAUAUAAAGUGGUACCUCGGGUUAAGAACUUAUUUCGUUUUGGAGGUCCAUUCUUAACCUGAAGCUGUUCUUAAUCUGAGGUACCACUUUAGCUAAUGGGGCCAUGUGAUUUCUGUUCUCAUCCUGAAGCAAAGUUCUUAACCCGAGGUACUAUUUCUGGGUUAGCGGAGGCUGUAACCUGAAGCGUCUGUAUAAGACAUACUCCAAAGAAAGUGUGUGUAGGACUGCAGCAUGAAGAGCCUAAUAGGCACAUCCUAGACUAAAAGGCACAGUAAAUAAAUAAAGAGUCUGAUAUGGUUAUGUGUAUAUUUGAACAGAUAAGAAUGUCUCUGAAUCUUCAAGCUUUUCCAUUGACAAUAAAAUAAUUCAUUAUUUACCUCCCCCACUUUUCUUUUUUACAGCUUACACAGUUCAGGCAGCUGAGAAAGCUGCCAGUGGCACUCGAGCAGAUGCUAAUUCCAAAGCCUUGUUAAUUUGCAAUGGACCUUUAGAACAUUAUGAGUUUCUGAUCAAAGCCGAGGAGCUGAGGAACGAUGAGCAACAACGAAAAGUUGUACAAUGCCUGCAGAAGCUACAUGAAAGCCUUAAAGGCUAUAGUAUCAGUCCAAAGCACAUCUUAUCAAAGGUGAGAUUCUGUCACUAGGCAUUACUGUAGAGUCUUUAAUGUUCAACUUAGGUUUUUUUCCUUACUUCUGAUUGCAACAAUUGUGUAGACGGUAACAUUUAAUAUUUAUUAUUUACACAUGAGAAACGGGCUAAGAAAAGACACCUAGGACCACCCUGUGAGGCAGAGCUGGGCCUUCGGGCCUCAUCUCACAGUUACAAAAAUAGUAAUGACUAUUGCACUACAUUCUUUGUCUAAAUGAGAAACUUGUUAAAAGUUGAUUUUUCCACAAAAUGAUUUUUAGCAAAUUUAGAAUACCAGUUUACAUACUUGUUGAAAAGGGUUCUGAUCCAAAAUCCUAUGGUGCACAUAUGGAGCCCAGGUAUGACAGUAUUUCCCCUUUGAUUUUGUUAGCUGCGGAGCUCUGCAAGUUCAAUGGAAAAAUGAAGCCUAAAACCAUCAUGGAAGGCCUUUCUUAUGUGGGAGCUCUAUGUGCUCUAUAUCUGAAUUCCUCUGAUCACUGAUAUUUUGCAAAACCUUACCUGUAUUCCCCUACUCAUUUUUUUCCAUGCUUUGUGAAUCCCAUUUUCUUUGUUGAUGGUGAACUAUCCCAUGUCCACUUGAUUGUGCAGGCUGCCACAAUGGCAACCUGCUUUGGUUUUAAUCAUGCAAAAGUGCAGUUGGUUGACUUUACCUAAUCUAUAAGUCCAGGCUGAUCGCCAAAGAAUUGAUGCUUUUGAAUUAUGGUGCUGGAGGAGACUAUUGAGAGUCCCAUGGACUGCAAGAAGAUCAAACGUAUCCAUUCUUAAGGAAAUCAGCCCUGAGUGCUCACUGGAAGGACAGAUCCGUGAAGCUGAGGCUCCAAUACUUUGGCCACCUCAUGAGAAGAGAAGACUCCCUGGAAAUGAAAAGACCCUGAUGUUGGGAAAGAUGGAGGGCACAAGGAGAAGGGGACGACAGAGGACGAGAUGGUUGGACAGUGUUCUCGAAGCUACAAACAUGAGUCUGACCAAACUGCGGGAGGCAAUGGAAGACAGGAGUGCCUGGCGUGCUCUGGUCCAUGGGGUCACGAAGAGUCGGACACGACUAAACGACUAAACAACAACAAAGUACUAGUGGCAAGAGCUGAUGGAGAGGGCAGAUCAACAGUAUGUUUCUUGAGUUGAAACCAGUAUUGUAAUUAUGAUCAGAUCUGUAGGGGUAGCCACCAUGGUACCUUCCAGAUGUUGUUGGACUACAGCUCCCAUCAGUCUUUGCCAUCAUGACCGGUGAUCCGGGAAGAUGGAGUUGGAGCCCAUCACCAUGUUAGCCACCUCUGGUCCAAUAUGUCACUUAAUAACUGAUGAAGUUGUUCUGACUUGGUUAUGGAAUAGUUGUGAAAUCCCUACCUAUUCAUAUUGAAGGGGGAGGCCCUACCCAUGUACAUGCCUUGUAAAGUUUUGUUCACAGUUAAACACAUAUUGUUUAAAUGCCCACAAUUCUCAAGUGUGUGGCAGGGCUUUCUCUAUUCCAAACUUAAUCUCAGUUCUCAGAAACAAUGUUUGGCCUACAAGCUUUAUUCAGGUUUCUGAGCUCUGUUUCUCCUGCAAUAAAGUAAGAUUAGCACGAGGGGCAAUAUAAUAUAGCUGCCACUGUUCCAUGAACUUCAGUACAUCUGCCUACGUGCUUCCAAAAUCAUGAUGAAAGUCAUUUCCUCCACUUCCCAGUGAACAGAUUCACCAUUAGAAUUGCUCAUUAUUGCUGUCGGAAGGCAAUAACUUGGUCCCACAAAGAACUUUUUGCCAGAACACAAUUGUCAGAGUUGUAAACAGAAAUGAAUGAUAAAAUUUGAUUAUUUUAUUGCACUAUACUUGAUCCCAUCAUCAUCAUAUAUUAUUUAUACCCCACCCAUUUGGCUGGGUUUCCCCAGCCACUCUGGGCGGCUUCCAACAAAAUGUUAAAAUAUAGUAGUCCAUCAAACAUUAAAAACUUCCUUAAACAUAGCCUUUGAUAGUUCUGCCUAAAUCUUUGGAUCAUUGCUGCUAGACUUUCAGCACUAGGCUACAGAGAGGAAAAUGUCAGUAGUCCCUUGUAUUGUCAUGUAUUGGGAAUUAACUAAGAAGACCCUUGGAAGGGUGAAUGUGAAAAGGGUAGGAAAUAUGUAGGGAUACUGGACAAAGUGGAUGAGAUGAGUUGGGUAGAACAUAGUGGUAGGCAGUUGAGUCUAAGGUUGUAAUGAGCAACCUUGCACUCCUAGACCAAUGGUCCAUAUAGACCACCACCAACAGUGGUGUUUAAAAAGUGUCACCCUGGUUGCCCAUAUGCUACCAGGCCAACUUGAAUGUUCUUGUAUUAAUUUACUAGGCCCUUAACAACUUGGUUCCAGGCUGCCGCAAGGACCACCUAAUCACUCAUAUCCCUGCUUAAUCACGGAGGACUUGAGGGAAGUCCCUGUCAGCCGUCCCCGUGGCUCAGAUGCACGGCUCAUAUCUACCAGAAGCCAUGUAUUCAGUAUUGUGGACCCAAUUUUGUGGAACUCUCUUUCAGUUGAGGUCAGGACAGGCCACCUCCCAGUUGAGCUUCUGGCACCUACUCAAUACUCUUUUAUUCUAGCAGACAUUUUAUUUCAGCAGUCUGAUUUUAUACCUUUUCUGUGUUGUGUUUCUUGUCCACCCUAUAGAGACCAUUGUAGUUAAGCAAUAUAUGUAGUUAAGCAAUAUAGAACUUUUAAAAAGAAAAAGUAACUAGCUAAAGCAACAGUCUAACACUAUUACUUUGUAUUUACUUCUUUAUUUUUUUAAGAAAAACUGUUGUAAUGCAUCUUGCAUUACAUUCUCCCCUCAAAAAAACCCUUAUGUUAGCAAUUGGCCAUUAGAUGAAACAUCCCCUCCACAGUUACAUACAACCUUUCCCCACAGCUUCAGUCAUGAGCGAUGCUAUGAGGAUUACCUCUUAAUACUGAACUGAUAUUUUCAGCACAUGUUGUUCUGUUACCCAAAGAUUUCUGCUUAGCACAAGUAUUGACUCCCCUCUCAGCAUGCAUGCAAUUAAGAUUUUCUUUCUCCUCCAUCCACUCUCUGCAGUGUGUAUCACUGUUGUUCAGUCUUCUGGCUUGGAGACUUUUUUAGAGUACUUUUUUUGUUGGCGCUGCUUACAAGUUUGCCAUCUUGAAUAACUUUGUGUCACCUAUAAACUAGUCCACCUCACUGCUCAACUUUAAUUCCAGAUUGCUUAUAAAUACUCUUCUUGAAAAAAAAAAAAUAGGAACUGUUGGAUUUGGAGUGUUAACAAUGUAAAAUGUAAUCUCCACAAUUUUCUACUCUGUUCUUAACUAUUCUAAUGCAGAUCACCAUUUCUGUUUCCUUAUUUCUUUGUUCUUUCCUUGUUCAGUGUUUGAAUAUUAAGUAAUUUUGAAUAAUUAAGUAUAUUGAAUAAUAGUAAGCAAGCAUUUUGAAAACAAGUCCUUAAAAAACAGACAGGCUAGAAAAACAACCCUAAUUUUGUCUUCUUGUAUUUUCGCAGCACAAUUUACUACAGUAGUUGCAGCUAACUAUUACUGAAACAGUUUCAGAACAUCUGAAACCUUGUUGCAAAUGUCCACCGAAUUAACAUUUUGGGGCACAGUUUAAUUUGGCUCUAAAUUAAAUCUUCAAGUGGUUUAGUUGUAAUAGUUAGCUUGUGUGGCUUGCUGAAUAUACUGAUUUUUAAAAGGCAAAGAAACUUGACAAACUGAUGAGGAAAAUACUUAUCUGUAAUGCAGUUUUUAUUUGAAACACAGUCUAGAAAUUGCUCAGCUCCAUGUGAGAUCAAAAAAUUUGAACUUUAAUUUGUUUCAGCUCUAGUGUUACAUUAAAAACAUUGUAAAAGCAAUAACUAAAUUAGUACAUUUGUGAAAUAUGAUGGUGAAUAUCUAUGCAAUCACAUAAACUGAUGAGACCUGUCUCACUACCAGUUUUUUCUGCUUAGAAUAACAUGCAUAUGUAAAAAUAAUUCUCUCCAGUUGCUUAGCAAAUGAUGUAGUGGGUUGAAAAUCUAAAGACAAAUAUUUCAGAAUGCUUGAUUGUUUUUAUAUAAGUGAUAGAGAUCCAAAGAGCUACUUGAGGUGAGAUCAAAGGCUUUUACUAAUGGUUCUAUACUUGUUUUCUUUGUACAGCAAACUCCCCAGUUUCGAAAGUUGUUUUCCAUGCAAAUUCUGUUCAAGAAAUGUUAUUUUAAAGCCUCACUGGGCACAAUAAACCAGUUAGAUAACUCUUUGGAUGCUAGCUUAUUUAUCUUUAAUUUUUGAAUAGAUCUGCCUGACUGACCACUAUUAGUACUUCUAAGAAUACCAGGGUAUAUAAUGUUACAUUAGAUAGACUAUAUACGUAUAGUUGAUGCAUUUAAAACAUCCUGCCAUCCUGUUCCAAAAUUUGGUUGCUUCUUCCAAAGCCAUAAAAAUGGGAAUUGCAUAUAAUGCUGGCCAGAAAUAUCACCAUUACUGAAUCUCUCCAUCUUAGGAAAUAUAGAUGGAACCUUGAUCAAUUUAGUGGUUGCUAUAUCCCUCACCUUAUUUCAUACAUAUACAUCCAUUUGGCACAUAUGGGGUCAGAUGAAGAAGUGCAAUUCACAUGCAGAUGCCUGCUUCUAUGCACUGAUAUCUCCUAUGUGAUCAAAACCCUGUAUCCAUUAUUGUUUUUUAAAAAACAGAUAACCCAUGUAAUUCUCAUGGUUGCAAAUAGCCACACUGAUGUAAUUGUGUAUCUGAUUUCUACACACACACACACACACACACACACGUUAGCGGAAAAAAUAGACAAGUAUAAAUUUACAUUUAAAACAUCUGCAUUUUUCUAAUAGCAUUUUUUUUUACAGGCUAACAGGCUAUGGACAUUUGCCAUAGUUUUAUUUUGUGGAGUUUUGUUGUUGUGUGUGUUGAAGUGGUUCUUGUUGCUGCAGAUAUAUACUAGUUUGCAAUUUUUAUUUCUAAAUGCUUUGAAAUGUGGUUAUUGGUAUGUGUUUAAUAAAAUACUAGCCGCAGGGACUAAAGCUAAAGUGCAGUUUGAUCGCUAUGAGUCAACUAGCCAAUAAAAUAUUUUGAUAAUCAGAAACAUCUGCAACAUUUUGAGUUGCAGACACAAUAGUGCUAGACACUGGUGACCAUUUAUGAGGUUUCUGUUUUGAGAGGAAUUUUUAGAUCACCAUCCUCACCGCUAUUACUUCAGAAAGGCUAAUUGUAUGACAAUUGUACUCCCAGGUACAGAUCUAAGCAACCAUAAGAAAAUACCAGCGUCAUAAAACUAAAAAUAAAUUCAGAUUAGUUGAAGUCCUUUUUCUGAAGACUUGUCUUGGACAGAAAAUUAGUAUACAUUUAACAUUUCCCAAGUAACAUUGACACAAACUGUAAGACAAAGCUGUAAAGAUCUGGGUACAGGAAGUCCUCAGAAAUGCAAGUUGGGUGAGUUAGGAAGUAAGGUUCACAUGUUUAUUGAAAUAACUGUUUUAAUUUAAAGGGUUAAUUCCUUUCCUAGUUGAACAUAAUGGGAACUUUAACAUUUUAAAAACAAACAAGCCCAAACAUUAUUUUCCGGGAUAUUAUUAGGUGUAUAUGUUAUCAUCCAACCUUAUAUAUCCUUUCCCCUAAAAUCCUUGCAGCAUGCCUGAGAAGAGGUAUAUUGGGCUUACUGGAUGAUGAUUCCCAAAGUCAUCUAUUUAAUCUGGACUCUGCCCAAACCCAACAGUCAAUUCAUUGCAUUGUUCUUGCUCUUAAUUGAUAGGACACCAUCUGCUAUCAAAGUUUGUUUUUUCAUAUAUUUUCAUUGUAAGUCAAAACUAAGCCAGACUCAACUUAUUGCAAAUGACAGAGUACCUGAUAAAUAUGUGUUGUACAUUGUGUCUGUUUCAUUAUUUAACUUUUAUCAGAGCAAAAUAAAGUAUAAUGAAUAAUUUUCUUUAUUUUCAGUUGUUUACAAGACAUAAACCCCCAAAAGGCCUUUAUGUCUAUGGAGAUGUUGGUAAGUUUAUCAGAAGUAUAUCCGAAUGUUUUCCCGUAUAAUAUUUGCAUAUGUUUUCAAAUAAUACCUAGUCAUUGGAAAAUGUUAAUUCUGUUGAUGGUAAUGGGACUAAAUAGAUCAAAGUAUUUUUGCCUUGAGCUGCUAAAAUGUGUAUUUCUUUAUCCUUAAGUGCAAGACAGAUAUAUCUAUUGGCAAACAUCGAAGAAGAAACAGUUAAACCCAUAUUAAUUUGGUUCCUUUUGCAGUGCAUUAAAUUUAAGGUUUAGCUAUUGGUUCAAACAACUUCCAGAUUCACUUGCAGUGUACCUCUGAAGGCUUGGUACUGGGUUGCAUACAGUGUAGUCAGCCAGCUGACCUGAUGCCCUGCUUAUGUGGGCUUCCCAGAAGCAUCUGUCUGGCCAUGAUUGGAAACAGGAUGCUUGGUAGAUGGACCCUUGGUCUGAUUAAACAAGGCUGCAUUUGUAGUUGAUACAUAAAAAUUGAAAAUAAGAAGAGAGGCAUCACAUUUAUUCAUAAUAUGUGCUGCUGAAAAUAUUUCAAAUGGAAGCAAUAAUUACAGUUGCUGGUUCUGAUAUUAUAUUUAGUUCAGAUUCUGAUAAUACAAGCAAUUCCAUCCACAUAAGCUGAAGUCUUGUUUCCCAAAGAUAAUGAUUUUGUACUGUUCAGAUCACGAUUAUGAUUUCAUUAGCUCGAUGCUAAUGAACAGUCAUUACUGUAAUCAGUACAUAGUGUUUUAAAUUAACAACCUGUUGGGUAUGUGUGUUUUUAUUUGAAGGCACAGGAAAGACAAUGGUGAUGGACAUAUUUUAUUCUCAUAUAGAAGUAGAAAGAAAAAAGAGAGUCCAUUUUCAUGGCUUCAUGUUAGAUGUGCACAAAAGUAAGUUUAAAUCUCUUUGAUGCAGUACAGUAUGGUAUGGAUAUGUCCCAUGUUCAUAACACUGUCUGCCUCGUAAUGUCUUGUCAUCCUCCUCCUGAAUCCUUUUGCUGUGACAGAAGGGAGAGCUAUUAUCUGAAAAUAGAGAAGGGAUUUUUAUAGGUUGUUUCUGGGGGACCUCUGAUCUUUCACUUUGAAUAAAGUUAUCCCAAAAUACUCCUUUUCCUUAGAGAUUGCUGUGGGAAAAUUACUGCAAGACUUGCGUAUGUAGACUUCACUUUUUCUGUGACAUCAGCAGGCAGUAGACCAGUUGUGUUACAUCAUAUUUAUUUGCAUGAUUACAGACUUCUGGUUUUAACUAAAAAGCAGAUCCUGUCUUCUGCAUUCCUGUUACAUUCAUAUUCAGUGAUAGAAAUAUACAUGAAAAUGAGUAAAAACUGUUUUAGUAAAAAAGGGGGGGAGGAGGAAGAGUGAGAAACAGAUACAUAGUUUCUGUUUCUCACUCAAGUAAACAUUAUGGAUUUGAGAUGUUUGGACAUCAAAUUAGGAAUAUAGGAAAAGGCCAUAAAAUUAGAGUGAGUGAUUUCCUUCUGCAACCAACCACGGACAUCUUCCUAUUCAUAUAUAAGGUAGACUAAAAUACCUCGUUGCUGAUUACACAUUGCUGUGAUGUCCUACAUUCUACAGAUAUUAUUAUUCCAGUGCUCGUUGUCCCACAGAAAUGUUAAAAGUAUCAAUAGAUAGAUAAAUCAUUCUGUCCCUAGGUCUGUGCUUGAGGAGGUGUUCCCACAACCAUAAUAAGAUGAUAGUUCAUCUCUCUAGUAAUUUGUUGUCUGCAAGUUUAGUAAUGCUUUGUGUAAUAGGUGGCAUGUUAAGUGGGAUAAGAAGUUUGAUUUCUCCACAGUGCACCUUCUUCAGGACCUGUAGUUGAAGUAUUUAGUUAUUUUGAGUCAAAACAUGAAAUAUGGGUUCAUUGUACGUUGGCACGCAGACCUCUUCUACCUCCCAUCCUACUAAUGUUUAGUCCUUAAUGUUCCCGGACUUUAUGUGAGGUUUCUUCACAGUUUCUUUAUAUCCUUUCCCGCUUCUCUGUUUACUUACACUUUCUCUAUUCACUUAUCUAUUCACACUAAGCCGUGGUUUGCCUUAAUAUUACAUGUGAGCCAACUCACUAUAGUUGCACAGACUUUCAUAUUUCUGUGACUGACUCAGCUAACUGAAACCAUUUCCUGAGAUGUAGUUUUCAACAAUCAAGGCUACAUUCCUGCCUCCAAGCCCACACCAUUUUGUAAACCUAUGAAGCUUUAUUUUAUUACUGUUUUCCAGUACUUUGUGGUUACCUCACUCCCCUCAGUGGUAUAACUUCCACACAGAAGUGCUCUUUUUCUUUUUGUGAUUUGGUAAUUCAAAUUCUCAUCCAGGGUCUAGAAAAAAGCAAUACUGAAUAAAAAUAAAACAAACCUCCAAAAAGUUGACUAGACAACUUUUAAAAUGUAUUUUUAAAUUCACUUUUGACUUAAUUGUCAUAUCGCUGGUUUUACUAAUGGAUAAGCAUGAUGCUAUAUUUAGGCUUACUUAGACCAUCUCUUAUUAGUUUUUGCUUAUUGUCUGUGCACUGUCUUCUCUUCAGGAAUACAUCGCCUUAAACAGAACCUGCCAAAACGGAAACCUGGAUUAAUGGCUAAAUCAUAUGACCCAAUAGCCCCAGUAGCUGCUGAAAUAAGUGAGGAGGCUUGUCUCUUAUGCUUUGAUGAAUUUCAGGUAAUAAUACAUUAGACCAGAAGUACAUUAAUUUCCUUUCUGGGAAAUAAGUUUAAACUGGCAAAACAUUUUUCAGCUUAGCCAUUUGAAGACUUUGCUGAUAUGAACUAGCCUAAUUGCAUGGUAUCCUGGUUGUUCCACUAAGAUAUUUUGCUGGCUUUAUAUAUCAUGUGCUAUUGGAAGCGUACUGUAGAACAUUUCCCCCUUCCAACUUCUACCAGAACCUGUAGCUGUGGGCUGCCCUGUUCUAGAUCUAAAAUUGUACUAUAGAUGUUCACAUGGCCUAAAGCCACAGCUUCAAGUAGAUGUAUAGGUGAUAGACUCGUCCUCUUUGUCCAUUAUGUGCAUGCAGAAGGCAAGUUGCAGUGAAUUCACUUUUUCUUUAGCAUGUGGAGAACUAGCUUUUAUUUUUUUACCACAGCUGAUUCACCUUCUAACUGCUCCCAUCAAAUAUGAUAUAUCUGUAUUAUACUGUUUAUCAGCGCCUUUAACUGUAACACAGUGGCUGUGAUACUUUAGCCAGCCACACUUUUAUAAGUAAAAGUUACAAGAUAUUAUUUAUUUAUUAUAAACUAUAAGUGUAAAAUAAGGUAAACACUGUAAGUCAGUUGUUAACUGUUUCCUUAAGACUUGUAUUUGCUUUAAUAAGGUUACAGUAUCUUUAAUUGACAUUUACAAAGGUUUACCUAAGGCUGGCUGGUAAAGUGUAAUUCCUAACCUUAUUUCCUUUGAAAUACCAGUACCUGGUAGUGACUGGGGAAGAGGGACUAAGGUGGUUGCAUACAGUAGUGGCAAGUGCAUUUUGUAGAGCCUUUGUUAAACCUUCCCACACACCAAUUCUUCCUUAAAAAUGCACCCCAGCACCUGUGACAGACAGUACACCAGCCUAGGUUCAAUUCUGUUGGCUCUGCCAGAUUAUGUGCUUUAUGUCAUACACUUGUUUAAAUGUAAAUAUGUGUUUAAUUAAAAAAAAAUACCGUAUUUAACUGUUGCAGAGCUCUGACCCAGACCUCCCAUUGUCUGGUGCAGAAAACUGUGUCCUGCUUGCUGUCUUCUCCACCAGGGAGCACUCAAUGGAUUCUGCUGUCCUGGACAGUUACUGGGAUAGCUUCUUGACUUAGCUAGGAGCUAAAUGGCAUCUUAAACCUAGGUAAUGGGCACAACAACAGAAUGUCUAGGCAUGCUUUUCUUUACAAGAAGACUACAAAGCUGAAAAUAAAUGAACUGCAGCUAAAAUAUUAUGUUAAUUUUUCACAUGGUCUAGUCCUUCCCUUCCCACCCUCCUAAUAUUCUUAAGAGGGUCUCUUCUGCAGUCUUAGGAGAGUAGCUGGAAGUGGGGAGGCAGUAAAAGGUCCUCCUUUCCUCCACUCUGCAGUUUUAAUCUGAAAUCUUAGGUGCAGUACUGUGCCCAGAGCUCAGAAACUGCUCACGCUAAUGAAAUUUCCUGUUGCGAAAUGUGCAUGGAACAAUGGGAGUUUCUAACGCUGCUUAAAUAUCCACAGUCUGGUCCCCCUUCAGGUCCUGCGUGGGUUGGAACCACAUAAUCUACCCUUUAGGUUGGGGCAUCUACCCUUGCAGGCCUGAGUGGCUUUCCUCCCCUACAGCUCUUCUUCCUUCCUGACUCAUUUUUAUAUGGGCUACUUUGGCUUAUGGAAUUUCAGCAAUACAGUGGUACCUCUGGUUAUGUACUUAAUUCGUUCCAGAGGUCCGUUCUUAACCUGAAACUGUUCUUAACCUGAAGCACCACUUUAGCUAAUGGGGCCUCCUGCUGCCGCUGCGCUGCCGGAGCACGAUUUCUGUUCUCAUCCUGAAGCAAAGUUCUUAACCUGAAUCACUAUUUCUGGGUUAGCAGAGUCUGUAACCUGAAGCAUAUGUAACCUGAAGCGUAUGUAACCCGAGCUACCACUGUACCUUGUUUCCAUUCUCAGCCAGUCAUUCUCCCCUCCCAGCCCCUUACCUUCUGCCUACUUGCUUCUCUGCAGUUGAAACCAUAAGCCAGCCAAGGUGCAAAUCCCUCCCUCCCUCUUCCAGCUAUCUGGGUGACAUGCCACUAACCAAAGAGAGGAAGAGGAGAAAUCCAUUCACAUUCCUCUGAUGUCCAUAAGGGGUGGCAGGUGACCUUGAGCCCCCAUCCUCCAAUUCUUACUCUCUCCCUGUUCAGAGCCAGCUUGGGGAAAGCCUCCCAUUCUGCUUUGUCCCCAGAGCCAUCUGCCUCCAGCUGCCACUAGGCACAGCUAUGCCCGGUUCAUCUUUGACUUGCAUCUAAAGCUGCUUCUCCACAAGUUGCUACAGCAGGAGCUUUGGCUGCCUCAGUCACCGUCUAACCCUGCCACCCACAAGAAGCAGGGGGGGGGCAAAGGAGUUUGAAAGCAGGGGUGGGUGAUCCAGCCAUCCUUCCUCUGCACCCAGCAGACAGAUACAGAGGGCCUUGAGUGCACCAGCCAGUAUGGCAUUUGCCAGAUGGACAGUCAGGGCCUGCAUAGCCCUUUUGCAUUAUGAAGCCCACACAGGGUUGAGAAUCCUGUUUUUGACCUUGUAAAGUUUCAUCUUGCGCUACCUUGGGAAUGAGCUGAAAUCUGCACUGAUCAGUGUACUGAUCCUCUGGAUGCCCUAAAUAGCAUAGUCAGUGUGGAUGCUGUUUCUGGCCAGCACAAUCACUUAAUAAUGUAGAUUACUCUCUUUGUCACAGGACAAAACAAAGAAAUGAAGCUGUGGAUGCAAUUCUGAACUGAGCUGCUUUCUCCACUCCUGCAUUCAAUAGGGCAUUUUAUUCCACUGCAAUAGUCAGUUGCUUCAUUCAUCAGAGUUUUGUCCUACAAACAGUGCCUUCAGAGACUUCUUCAUGCUAUAAUACUUGAAACAAGAUUAUCCGGAGUUUCCUUUAGACAAAAGUACAUCUACAAAGUUGUAAUCCAAAUUUAUUCCAGUUUUAUAGUUCAAGAAGCCCAGAAUCAGAGCUGUCCACAUUGUUGUGUGGAAUCUUGCCACUUCCCUUUUGCAAUAUCCCAGUAUUUUUUCUCUUUGGCAUGUGAAAAUUCACAGCUGGGUUAAUAGUAAUCAAGGUGGCACAAGGCAAUCAAGUGUGUUUGUUUCCUGACAGGUGAUAAAUCUGUUGAGGAGUUCAUCAUUAAAAUACUUGUAGUCCCAUUGUGUCCCUGUUAUAUCCAGCAACUGAGCUGCAGACCAUUUGUAAAUGACCAGUGGAGAAUAGGGAAUAUGAUAAAUGGCAUGAAUCAGCCAAAGACAAAUUAUACCAGUCUAGCCUAAUUUCCUCCUUUGAUAGGAAACUGGCAUAGCAGACUAUGGAGAUGUAGUGUAUAUAAUAUACCUUGACUUUAAGGCCUUGGAUACUGUUAAAUGGGUGAGUGAGGUAAGUGUUGGCUCCAGAGCCAUUAGCUGAAUGAUCAUAGAGUAUGUGUACUCUAUGUAUGUGGCUGCCAUCAAGAUGAAGUACAGUGAGAUACAAUUUUAAUGGGUUAGAUAGUUGGGCACUAGACAUGUGGAUGAUGAUGGUAGCUUUGAAUUUCAUAUGCUACAACAAUAGCUUUCUCCACUGGAAAAAGGGAGCAUGGAAAGAAUACCCUUGUGAAGGUAAUUUUAGAAGCAAGAUAUUAUCCACUGUGUACUUCUGAAGAAGAAAAAAUGAAAUGGCAACCAAGAUACAUUAUCUGAUAAGAUACCACUUCCCUCUCAAAAGAGCUCUGUGGUCACGAUGAUUUCCAUUUGCCAAUUGAUACUUGAAAUAUGAGAAAAUGAUUUCACCAGAGUUACCCAGCGUCAGGGAGUUGAAUCUCAGCAUGGGCUGUUGGACCCAAAUGUCUUCUAGCAUUCACUUUCUCUGCUGCUAAAGCUGUUUGAAGAAAAGCACCUAUAAAGUUGCUUUCUAUAGGUAACUGAUAGAAAGGAUUUGAAAAAAAACGUUAGAAGCUAAUGCUUCUAUAAAAUGUUUCUAAUAUUGUUGUGCCCUGGGCAAUAACUUUAGAUUGAGAUAUUCCUUUUUCUUUAAUUCCUCCAAGUGACAGCCUUGACACUGAAAUAAUGACAGCUGGGUACUGCAUCUCCACUUGUUCAAUGGGACAACAUCACAUCAAUAGCAACCCUCAUGUCGUACUGGUUUGGGAGGCACUGAUUUUGCUCUCCAGCAGCCACAGUUGUUAUAUGUACGGAUAUCAGGCCAGGGACACAUGCUUGGGUUGGAGACUAAACUGGGCUUAUAGAGUGAAGCAGUAGUGCAAACAGAGGAUGGUUAGAAUGGAUGGAUGUGAGGUAUAUCACCUGAGGCAAGCCACAAAAUGGCACUCCCCUGCAAGGAAGGCGGGGUGAGUGAAGAUCUACAUCAGGAACAAGGGUGGUAGGAGACCAUCAGCGCCUCCUAUUUGCCAAGGGGCCACAGCUGAAGUGGCAUGGAGGCGAAUGCCAAGGAUAAGGCAGAUCCAACCUUCUAGGAGCUCACCACAGUCGUUGCUGCUGCUGCAUUGGCAGGAGUAGGCGAUGCAUUCCUUGGAGGCCGGAUCUGCUGUCCCUGUGGAUCCUGCUACCUGAGGUGGCCACUCACUUUGCCUCAUGGUUGGGCUAGCCCUGUGCCUGGGUUUGUGUCAGAUGUGUAGUCCUGAGGCGUGUACUAUUUUUCAAUGACUGCCACCAUAACAGUCACUGCAUAAGGUGCUGUGAUUUCUAGCUGGUUCUGGUCUUUCACCUCAGGCGAGCUUCUGUGGCAUUCAUUUCAGAAUGGACUUACUGCUUACCAGUGGUGGAGCUUCAUGCUCUGGCACCGGGCGGGCAGAGAGCAAGUGGGGGCAGGGCUGGUGCACGUCCCAGGGUCGGGGUGCACCGCCCGCAGGGGCAUGGCGCAUCCUGGGGGUGUGGCGUGGUGUGCCGCCAGCAGAGGCGUUGUGGCCGUCACGGGCAGAGGAGGCAGCCGCGAUGACACCCUAUUGGGAUCACACUGCCAGGGGCGGUGCGCUUCCCCCACACUCCUCUUCCUCCGCCAGUGCUGCUCACUAGUAACUGGGUGACCAUUUUUAGGACUGUGGCUGAUACCCAACAAAGUCUUCCUGAAGAUUCUUAAGUCCGUGGCUUUCAGUGGGUCUACUUCAAGUACGACAUUGUUGAAUUCUCAUCCAGUGUGUUCUUUUCAACUGUGUGUUUCUUGGGCAUGUACUAAGACACAUGGCUUUCUGGCUUGUAUUGCAUUCCUGGCCUGUGUGUUCAUACCCUUUUCUACUACUUGUUGUGACUUGAUGGGCUUGUGUUCUCUGCUUUGAAGGAGUGGGAUGCUGUUCAAUUGAUUGGUCAAAUGUAAUCAGAAGCAUUAAAAAGUGCUUGAUUAAUUGAUUGGUCAACUUUUCAAGAUGUCAUAUUUGUAGACAUGAAACAAAAAGAGUGUCAAGGUAAUUACAGUAACCUCCUCAUAUGAAACAAUAUGUCUAAAUUCUAAAUUAUUGUAUUCAGUUAUUAUUUAUAAAAUUUGAUACUGUUUGUAAAUAUGUAACUGUCAGGGAACUGCCAUCGGAGCUGGAAGCGGAGGGAAGGCUCCAAAGGGAUGGCGGAGAGGGUCCCAGUAGGGAGAGAGGGAGCCCGUCUGCUGGGGAAGGAAAUCAGCGUAACACCAGUAGAGAAGGGGGGCAGAUGGGGGAAUCGGAGAGGGGGCUCCAAGACUCCUCGCCGGAGACCAGUGGAGAGAGUACGGGUACUCCAUUGCCCACACCCUCCCUGCGCAGAAGACUUCCGCGCAGGGAGAGUAGGAGGAGACUUGGCGUCAAGGAACUUUUGUGCUGGAAGAAGUUUAAGAAACGCCCACUGACGGAUCCUGCCAGCGACUGAGACAGUCACGAUGCUGGAGGCUGUUCAGUCAGAAAGGGUUAACCAGGUAACCUAGCCAGGAGUGGCGGCAACUUACGUACGAGCAACCCCUAAACCCAUUACAGUAACUAUUUGAUCUAACCCCGGGUCUUGAAAUACAUUCUGCUGUACAGUGGACCCUCCGGAUACAAAUUUAAUCCCUUUCCGGGGGUCCGUGCAAACCCCGAAAAUUUUGUAAGAAGAGGUGCCGCUUCUGCGCAUGGCGCAAUAGAGCCCUUCUGCACAUGUGCGCGUGGUGAAACCCAGAAGUAUAUACUUCUAGGUUUGCCGCGUUCGCAAACCGAAAAUUAUGUUACCCGAAGGUAAUGGAACCCGAGGGUCCACUGCAUUUACUACAUCAACAGUAUUCAAGAGAUGGAAGAGCCACGUUGGCUUUCACUUCAAAUCACAGGAUUGAUUAAAGCAGUUACAGAUUUUGUUCCAAUUGAAAUUAAGCACACACAGUAACUAUAAAAUACAGAAGUUAGUUGCUGUUAUUGCUAUAGUAUGUAGGUUGAUUGUCAUUGCCCAGAUUCUGUUGCAUUAGUGCACAUUGGGAUGUGCUGCUAAAAUAAAUACUAUUUCUCAUCCUGCAUCCAGUGAAUGCUCUUUUUAUAUUGCAUCUGUCUUCUCCCUUAGUCUUAUGUCAUCCUCAUAAAUCCCAACCAGAAAUGAAAAGGCUCCUCAGAAACAGAGUAGUCUGAAGUCAUUAAUGGUAAGGGUGCGGGGGGAUAGAAUGCUAACUGUAUGGAAGACAAAAAAAUUGAGAAGCACUCUGUGAUGUUAUCAAUAUCUCAUGUGUUUGGUAAAAAUGAAUAUGCUUUAUGCAAUGCUUAUAGUCCGGAAAAGCUGUUGAAAACAUGUAAUAAAAAAACUUAAGCUCUUAUUUUUGAGCUAACACUAAUUACUGCUUAUACAUGCUUAUGUUCUUCAUUCAUUAUAAGAAACUGUACCAAUCAGAGGAUAACUGAGCUUCAAGCACUUACACACAUACAUUAUGAUUUUUUUUUCAACUUAAGAGAAAAGAAAGCAACUCUAGGUCAUAAAAAUCUUUUCUCUUAAAUGCUAAUGAAAUUUCUCCAUUCUCUCCAUUAGCAGAUCCCUCUUAUUGGUAAUUUGUAUCCUUUUCUUUUGUUCCCAUUUAUAAUGAAUGCUGGGCACAGAAAGAACCUGGGCUUUGAGAAUGCUUUCACUUUUGUCUUCUCUUCCAAAGCUACACAGGAUCAAAAGGACAUAAAUUGGCACCCAAGUACACAGAAUGACUCUUGCUUUUUUAAUUAUGUAGCUUUUAAAAAAAUUAAUGUAUUUUGGUAGGCAAAUAGAUUCAAAUUCUGAAACAUCAAAACACCAACUGAGAAGGCCUCUUUGCAUUUCCUCUGGUCAUAAAUAUUUUGCGGCUUAAUGUGCCAGAGUGUUAUGCCUUGUCAAAGUCUCCCUGUUGUAAACCUAGAUUGUCCUGUUGCAUGACGCCUUCCACUUCAAUUUCCAAACUAGAAGAAAGGUGUGUAUUUCUUCCUCUUUUCCUUUGUGUUGCCUUCUGCAUAUUUCAAUGGUCCAUGAAGCUGGUUUUUGUUGUUGUUGUUUAAAAACCUGUUUAGUUCUCUUUUUCUUUCUUUAUUCCUAGCCCCAAAGAUCCUAAUUUCUCACAUGGUUAUAUGUCAGGAUUGAUUGUUUGCAUGUGCAGCCACCCCAUUCACAGUAUUGCAGCAUCCAGGGCCCCCCCCCACCGCCCAGUCCUGCAGCCGUGAGUCAAUUGGUUCAGACAGAGCCUCUUCCAAAACUAGCUCUUAAUGUGUCACAAGUGCCUUUUAAAGAAGCAUAGAAGGGUACUAUGGGCAAAGGCAGCUGAGCUGUUUGCUCUGAUUUCAGAUGUAUUACAGCUACUUUGUUCAAAAACUCAGCUCUGCCUUAUACCAUUUUCAGCUGGCCUUUCUCAUACCUGCUUCUACAUUUGUUCCCUUUCUCUGUGAUAAGUUUAUGUGUUUAAUUUAAAUUCAGCAUAUAAUAAAGUUAGUCUUUUGAGCCCAACUGUAAUAAUUUGAUGAACAAUAAGCAAGAAAGUGAAAACGUUCAGACAAAAGUUUCUUUUCAUUAUUAAUUGCUGCCCUCAUUUUUAUUGAGACAACGAGUUAGUGAGUGUGUAUGUGUGUGUCUAUGAAGGGAGAGAGUGAUUUGUGUCUGUGAAGGUUAGAAGAGGCUGACUGUGCUGGAACUGACUGCAGUGCCUUUUUGAUUAUUCAUGGACAGUAAUAGAAGGCACUUAAAAAGAACAAUGAAAUUGCUUAUUUUUUGUGAUGGGCCAUCUGUUGAAUUGUUUUGUGCAACAAUUGCACAAUAGUAUCUAUGUCAUAUCAUUCUAUUUUCAACAGCAGCUGAUUAUGUAUACUUGGCUACUUGUCCUUUUUUCCAAAAGUUCCAUGACCAUUUAAAGUCACCUUUGUGAUCCUUUGCUGGAAAGGUAAUAGAAGUGUAAAGCAGCUGGUGUGUAUUUUCUUCCUUGAUCUUCUGAGGGUUGUGUGUGUGUGUUGGUCCAAAUUAAUGAGGCCUCUUAAAUGUUUGGAUCUAUUUUUCUGUGUUUCCCACCUGUAGUUUUAGAAUGGAAGUUAACACAGAAUUGUUCCAGCAGUUUGUUAAAAAAUGAUGGGGCUCUGUAAUAAAGAACCGACAUAUUGUUGCACAUUCACUGCUUAUUAAUUAUUCCCUCCUUUUCUGCUGCAAGUGGUAAUUAGAAUCUUCUGUCAUUUAACCAACAAGCCUCUUUUGUGACUACAAAAACCAGUUGCCAAUCAGUUAAUGGAGCAAGUCAAAAUCAGCCUCUCAUGAUGGCGGUGUUGUCUUCCGCAGGUCACAGACAUUGCUGAUGCCAUGAUUCUCAAGCAGCUCUUUGAAAACCUGUUCCAAAAUGGUGUUGUUGUGGUAGCAACAUCCAACAGGCCACCAGAAGGUAAAACCAAACAAAAUGUUGCUAUUGGCGUUUUCACUGGAAAGGAAUAGAUGCCUUUAUAAGGUAGCAUUACAUGUAUUCAUUUUCUAAUUAAGAUUAAUCUCUUGUGUUGUUUCUAUUGUAAUUUUUUAAGGUUCUAUGCUGUGCCCUAAAUGGCACACUUCCUUGGCUUCUGUUCAAAUAUAUGGAAGUGAGGAAUAUAGUCAUGCUAAGGAAACUGCAUGGUGUAUAGGGGGUAGGAACUCUGAGCAGGAGAGUUGCAGUCAUGAACUUCUGUGAACAAAACUCUUCUUAUGUGAAUGGAAGUGUCUUCAGUUCAUGGAACAAUUGUUGUAGCACUGAAAAGCCAAUGGUCCUUUCAGUCUAGAAGAUGGAAAGUGGAAGGAAGAAAAUGGUUUGGAGAAAGGGUGAUCAGCACUAUACAUUUAUGACUGCCCCUGGGUAAUUAUUUAUAGGAUUGGUAAUAUUGCUGAUCAUCAGGGAGAAUGAGCUGAGAAAAAUGGAUGCUUACAUAAAUGUGAUGUAGUAUUCAGAGCGUCAGACUAGAUCCAAGGACAAUGGGUUCAAAUCUCCAUGUAAGCCAUGAAGCUCAGAAUGGCCAUGGACCAGUCAUUUUUUUCUCUGCCUAACCUACCUCACAGGGUGGUGAGUGGGGGAGAACAAUGUACAUUGUCCUGAGCUCUGUGAAGAAAGACAAGGAUAAACAUACAAUCUAAUAAUAAAUGCAUGAUAAAAUAGACAAAUGAUAGUGAUCUAUUCUCUGACAUAAGGCCCAAGAUUAAUGAGACCUACUCUAAAACAAUCAGGUGUACCUGUAGCAAGAAAUGUAAUAAAUAAUUGGAAUAACAAACUAAGAAAAUGACUGGCUGCUACAAGAAAGAACAUGAAAAUCUUUAAAGUUUUUCAAUAAAUGUUGAAUGAAAUUGCAAAUUAAUGUGGAAACAUGUUUAAUAAACUUAAAACUGAAAAUGAAACUUCACAUAUCUAUGUUGCUAAGUAAACAUCUAAAAGGAAAAAAAGCUUUUCUUUAAUCACUUUAUAUUUUGAUUGUUUCUUAAAAACUAGUAGGGAACAAAAAAAAUCUACCAGCUGUACUAUUACAGAGACAUAAUCUGUAGUCAGCCAUUUGUGUGUGAAAGAAGUGGUUUAUGGUAAGUACUGCAAAUAUGAUAUUGCAGUUAAAAACUGCAUAUUUACUCAGUGCUGUUAUUUUCUGCAAUCUAGUGUAGUUAUGUUUGUUUCUCAAGAAUUUCUGAAAAACAUACAUGUAUUUACUAAUACUACCAUUGCUGGUUCCGUAUGGAUAAUAUGGUAAGAUCCUUAGUAGACUUUCACAGACUUCAUUCAAUACUUAAAUGAAAGAGCAGGUUCAGCUGGCGUCUCACAUCAAUAAAUGACUGGUGAGGAAGUGCUCUCCAUGGCCUGUUACCAGAUACUCAACACUGCAAUACAAGUGAACAGAGUAGGAACUGGGAAUAGAAAUAAAAUGACUCUCCCUAAUAAACAGAAGUUGGGUCUCUGGCCGGUGUCUACCCAGAUAGUGAUAAGAAGCAUGGAGAUCUAGCAAUUCAUGACUUCCUAUCUUCAAACAGUAUCCUGUCCAUCAGCUAAUUGUUUGGAAUAAAUCACCUAGAGAUGAGUUUUUGACUGACAGCUUUAUGGUUUCCUCUGGGAGCCAGCUCCCUCCAAGGUUACUGGAAAGGUCUGAUAGCCUCCAUUAGUUAUGUUUUGCCUGUUUCAAGUUGAAUAGUUUAUUACACUUUCUAGUUUGCUCCAUCUCAGAAUCGUGGAAAUAUAUCAGUAAGCUAAUCCAGUUUUUUAAAAUACAUAAUUUUUAAAACCCAGAAGACAUAUCCCAUGGUAACCUUGCCUGCUGUAUUACUGGUUUAUGCAUAGUUUUCAAAAAUGAGUACAAAAAGGGGGAGGUGAUAGGCCACAUUUCUAUGAAUGAAGUUCAGAUGUUAGGUGUUUUAUGUCUUCAGAAGAAAGGAUUUAUGAUUUUGGGGCAGCCACUGAAAACAGCGCUUUGUGUACCCUUGAUGAGCAGAUUCUAUAUUCAAAGAACAUCUUUAUUGGGUGUAGAAGUUGUGAAGGGGUUCUGAAAGAGGAUAUGUUCUCUUGAUUGAAUCUGUACUGUGAAGAGUUCUAAACACCUACACACCAAAUUAUGCUCACAAGUCGUAGGAAGUCAGGCUAGGAGGCUCACUGGCAUGAUGAGCUUCCACAGACUGCCUCUGGCUAGAGGCAUAAUAUUAAUUUCUGUGCCAGCUAAAAUUUCUGUAUAUCAGCAAAUGCAACAAUACAUAAGUUGCAUUAUAGUAAGUCUAGCUCUGAUGCUACAAGGGCAAGAUUUAGGCAGCCUGAAAAAAGGAGCCAGCCUCACCAAAUGGCAUUGGUGAAAAAUUAUUUGUGGACACUGCCAGCAACACUCUUGAGUGAACAGGAAAGACUGAAUGAACCCCAUGGGAUGGUAGGAGUUCUUGUCUCCUAAUAAGAAGAACCAUACAGUGGUGAUCUCACAGAUAUUUGUCCAGAACCCCAUCAUUAAUAUUGUAAUGCAGUGAUGGGAAACUUUGUUCAGUUCAAUGGCCACAAUUCCCUGUAGCGGCCACGUAUCAGUGGUGGGUGUGGCUAGAAACACCACUUGCCAUCCUUCAUCCAGGCAAGCAAUAACUGUCAUCAUAAUUCAAAGACACUUUCAAGCUAGUUAAGAUUACUAGAAGAAAGGACAUAGAAGGACCAAUGAGGGGUUCAACCUUGGGCAGAAUCAUGGGGACCAGAUGAAGACACUGGAGGGUUUCAUUUGGCCCCUGGGCCUGAGGUUUCUUACUCCUGCCUUAAUUAUAAUGCUGAAGCUCAUUAAAAAAUGCCAUAGCAUCUGCAGAGUCCUGUUGCUAUUUAGGCAGGUAUCUCCAGACAGCAGUUUUGUUGCUCCAAAUAAGCAUUAUAACACAUCCAAAGGGAAUGUGUGUGCUGUCUUGGGCAAAUGCAUUUUUACAAACCUUUCCUCUGAGAUACCUUCACACUUGCUGCAGAAGACCAACUUUGCUGACUGCCCUCCUUGCAUUGGAUCCUAUCAGCUUUGCUGGCUAGUGGAUUAUCACUCUGAGAAUCCACAGUGUGGGUCGGGCAUGCAUUGACACAGUGCUUCCAGUUCCUGCAGCUGGCAAUAGUUUGAUUAAAUGUAAAGCUGAUGAUUCCUCCAAGAGGCCCAAAGUGUGCUACACAUUAUAUUAUUUCAAUGGAAUGUGGGCAAAAUAAGUUUGCAUUAUCCUGAAAGCUCAGCUUUCUCUGCAGCAGAGCAGUUUUGUUGGAGUGCUGUUAUCAGCAGAUUACUUGCAGACAAAACCAUUCUUUCUCCUCCCCUACUCCUCAGUUUUGAUGUGAUCCAUGCAUUUUGCCAAAUGAGUUAGAAUCAUAUGCUGAGAUGUUCUGGGUCAGUUUCAGUUAUUUAUGUGUGUCCAAUCUUCCUGAAUCACAGAUACUAUAAAAUACAACAAAUGACAAUACAUCUAUUAUAUCAUAAAUGCAUUUGCUUGGGACAGUGAACUCCAUUGUUUUAAAUGGAACUUACUGUCAAGUACGGUAUGUUUUUUUUAUUAUUUAUUUAUUUAUUUAUUUAUACCCUGUCUUUUCCCCUGAUGGGACUUAAGGCAGCUUGCAGAUAAAAACAAGAACAGCUAAAACAUAGAAAAUAACAUCCAUUAAAAACAAUUAAGCACUGAUAGUUAAAACUAUAUACAUAUUUAUGAUUGUUGCGAGAGUGGGCCCUUCCAGAUGUAUCAUUAUAGAUGCUGUGUUCUGAAGUUUUUUGGAGCAAAACUGUAGUGGGCUGUCUACACCAGCAAUCAUGUGUUGCUGAUUAUAGCUGUUGCUUUUUUCCAUCCACACCAGUGACAGAAUGUGUUCAGAUUGAGAAAAAUUCUGUGCCUGUAAUCACACUCCUUCCAUUCCCUUGUUCCACUGAGCAGUAAAUGUCAGAGUUAUGAGCAUGUGCACAGGCUACUGAUAGCCCUUUCGUGUGUUUUGCCUUUUUCGGGGGGGGGUAUGAUAAAUUGCACAAAACUCAUGCAUGCAUGCAUGCAUACAUACAUGUUUUCACAUGUUUUAUCAUAGAUUCAAAUCAAAUUUUCUGGGGAUGUUCUAUUUCCUCCCAUUUUUCUUAUUUAGAGUGUAAUGCAGCCAAAUUUAUUUUUUUAAUGAUGUUUUUUGUCUCUUAUACAUUAGAGUUUAAGUAUAUUUUAAAAAGCAGAUACUGAAAUGUUAAUCACUGUAUUGUGCAGCUUUACUGUUUAUGAUUUAUAAAGUUAACCUCUCCAAAGCAAUGAGAUACAUUUAAACUAUGUGGUUAAUUUAAUUAAGUAAGAAGAAUAUAUUAAUUACUUUUAAAUACAGUUUAAUUUUAAAAAAACACAUUGCAGCCAAAGAUUUAAAUUUAAAUUAUUUUCUUUUUUCCUUCCUUAUUUCUUGAUUUGGUAGAACAGAGGUAGAGAGCCUGUGUUAGGGUUCCCAUAUUUCAAACAGUGGGGAAAUGUUUUUUGGCCAAAGUUGUUGAACUUUUGGGGGAUAAAAAAAUGCUGGAUUUCCCUGGACACUGCCCAGUUUCUGCCUGGACACUGCUGCCGACUUCAAUAUUCUGGAUAUUGGGAAAAUCCAGGUGUAUGACAAUCCUAGCUGUGUUGAACUCAACCGUACUGUUCAAAUCUAAUUCCCAUUGGCACAGCCCAACAUAGCUGAUGGGAAUUUAGUCCACAAUGCUAGGAAGACCAAAGGUUCCUUCUCCCUAAUGUAGAACUUGUAUUUGUAAGUAAGACCAAAAGACAAUCCUGUCAGAUAUAUGUGGCGAGGAUAAUAUCCAUGUGUUCUCUUUCAGAUCUCUAUAAAAAUGGGCUCCAAAGAGUGAACUUCGUGCCAUUCAUUGCUGUUCUUAAGGUAAAGGAAGAUGUGCUUGAUAAGGAAUCUUGCUAGCUUACUGAUAAGCAUCUUUAUUGCAAAACUGUUUUGUUCAUAUUUCUGGGAGGAAUUUUCUUUAUCCUUCUGGGAUUAACUCAAUUAGGGGCGGCAGAAGUUAAGAUUUCAUUUGUAAUAUUUUUGAAUCUUGAGGCUCUACUUUUUCUCCAAACUGAAUGACAGAGUUCAGAGCAACAACAUAAGAGGAAACAUUAUCAGAACAGAAGGAAAUUUUUACUUCUCAGCUUUUUUUCACAUGUAGUAUUCAUGAAGAUAGAAAAAAUCCCAAGCCAGGUCUAGGAGAGCACUAUCCAUUAUUACCUGUUACUAUUCUACUCUUUUCAAAAAUACAAAUGACUACAAGGUUCAUUUUUCAUUUUCAUUAUUUAUUUAUUUAUUUGUUUGUUUGUUUGUUAUCUUUUUUAAAUUCUUCACUACCUUUCAGAAUACAAUAUUUCCAAUGGUGGCUUACAACCUUUAAAAUAAUUUAAAAGCGUAUAAAAUAUAAACAUUAUAAUCACAGUCAUAAUAGCAGUAAAAACAUUUCAGAUCAAUACAUUAUAGUAAUCACCCAUGCCAGAUACCAAAAUCAAUAUUUUUUAAAAAUGAAAUUGCUAUUGUGUCAUGGGUUUCACAAAUUCAGGUUUCCCAGCUUUUAGGUACAAAGAGAAAGGGAAAAUGUAUUAGCAUUUGGAUUUAUAUCUCAAUCUUACACGAAGAAGGGCUCAUUGAUGCAUGGUUUGUCUGUGGGUUACCAACUACUUCCUAAUUUUUUAUGGGAGUCAAUACAAACUAAAUUUGUACUCCUGGAGAUUGCACUGCAACUGCACUUGGUUCUUGCAGCCGUUUUCUGAUUGCUUAAAUCCUUUUUUGAUAACCUAUAAUUUCAUUACUUUGAUCAACAUUUUAAUUGUAUAGGGAAGGGUUCUUUUUCAUUUUAUUAUUCUAUAAACGUCUAAAUACACAUAUUUCAGAAGCAAGUCCCAUUGAUAUUAAUAGGACUUACUCUCAGGUAAGUGAAAAUAAGACUGCAGCCUGCAUCUCUCCCUUUAAACUGUCUUUUAAAAGUCUUCUAUGUGGCUCCAAAAUGCCAAUGUAAUAUCAGUAUGACAUGAAAGAAGUGAAUUUUUUAAAAAUAGUGUGGAGAGCCUUCUAUAGGUAGAAGCAAAGACAUUCACUGUGGAAGUGAUAAAUCCACAAAGCCUGCUUAGAUACUAAAGGUGCAAUCCACGACCAUUUAAGCCUGAGUUGAGUCUGGGUUAUUUUACUUAGGUUUCCUCCUUCUAUGAGUGGGAUUCCAAGUAGCCAGCUCCUGAUCCUUAGAAAUCAACACAAUAAACCUGAUUUUAUGCAAACAACUGUGUUUAGUAUUGAUUCUCUUAUAGAACAGCCAUUAGCAUUUAUGCAGUGAUAAAACUGUAUGUACAUUGCCUUGGGAAUAAGUCCUUUUAUUUGAACUCAGUGGUACUUGCUUCUGAGUAAAGAUGUAUAAAAUUGGACUGUUUGAUUAUUUCCUAUUCUUCCAUCGGCUUUCACCCCACUAAAUAAUCAUAUUUAUUUUUUGUCAAAAAGCCACUAUUAAUGUUUGGAAGAAGAUUCAACUUUAUACUACUAUUAGGUCAGGAAACUACUACCAGCAGAUUCAGAGCGAUCUUGUGACAGGGGGUGGGAUUCUGGCACUGGUUAGGAGAUAUAAAAUGUCUUUGAUUAUGUGUUCUGCCUUUGUCAAGCCACCUGUGUUAGAAGCACACAGAUCUGUGAAUUGACAAUUUCUUUUUAAAAUAAAAAAGUCAUCUUGGUGAUUAAAUUGAUUUGUCAGUUAGUUCCAUUCUAAUGCUGUGAUAGUCCAGUAGCUUUCAGUAUGCUGAAUGGUUAAAACUUGCUUUUGUGGUCAGUGUCAGCACCCUGACCUCUGCUGAGCUGUCACCUGAGUCAGAAUUGCUGGGAUUAAGUCUUUGAUAUUGUGAUGUCUUCACUUAUCAAUUGACUUUUUCAUUACUGAAGACGUUAGGCCUUUUGUUUCCCUUCUUAGUAAGUACCCAAGCAAGUCUUAAAUAGAAGACUCUUUCUUUCCCAACCUGUGGAAGUUGUAGGCUCUGCUUUUCUCUUUUUUCCCUGUGUUAAUUAAAUGGAUUACUUUUGGAAUUUACAAUACAGUUCAGUUGUGAAUCAUUGUGUUUAGCAUUAGAAAACAAGAGUGAGAGUGAGAGAAAAUGAGGGGGUACACACGUGCAAGCAUACACUCAGUAAAUAUAAGACUAGAACAGACUUUGGCUCAAAUGUUCACAUUGUAUUUUUUUGGCUUUUAAAAAUGUGAUUGCAUAUCAGAGUUUGAGUUCAAAAGUGGUUACACUUUAAUGCACAAAAUUAGAACUCUAAAUACUCAAAAAUUCUGUUUGAUCAUCCGAAAACUGUCUUUUGGUAGGUAUGCAAAUCCAUACCACACUGAAUAUAUUUAUAAGUUUUGUAUCUCACAAUCCAAAUAAAUAAAUGUUUAAAAAUCAGGUAAGGUUUUAAAAUAUAUUUUGUUAAAUAUAUUGCAUUUUAAGUACAGUAAGAUGACAGCUUGACAAUCCUUCAUUUAAAUAUAUAUUAUAUAUAUUUGUCAUCUGAAAGUAAAAUAAUGAUAGCAAACUCUUGCAUUCUAUUCCAUUUUGAUCUUAAUAAUAGUUUUUCUCUGUUUAAGCAAAUGAACGCUUUGGUUCCAACAGCUGGCUCAAAUUCUAAGUUAGAUAUGCAAUAUUACAUUGUUUGUAACGCAAUUGAUUUGUUUAAUGUUUCCUUUGCUUGUGAUGUAAUGCAAAAUAAGGUCUUCCUUAUCUUCCUCCAUCCCCCUCGCCCCAAAGGUCUGAGCCAAUUAAUAAGGCUUGUAAGUGCUUUGUCACAGGCUACCAUGGAGGUCUGCAGAGAAGAACUUUAAUCCAAUAAACAUUUCAUUUAGAUCAUGAAAAGAAAGUGUGAGGAGAAGCUCCCGUAGGAGAGGGUGUUACUGGCAAUUCUCUCCUUGCAGUGAUAUGAGGAAUUUGCCAAAUUAAGCAAAAGGCCUUCAUAUUUAACACAUUAAACGUGUCAAAACUAAUAAUGGGAAUAGUUUAAUUUGGGUUGAACCUUACAUUGUGAAUAUUCUAAAAAGCCACAACUGUUUUCUUCAAAGACUUACUGUUGAGCUGGAUGGACAGGGCAAGAGGAGGUUGUGAGAAACCCAAAUAGCAAAUAACACUGGCCGAAAGUUGGGGUGGGGAGAGGAAUAGAUAAUUAGGUGUAAUUAGCGUGUAUGAAUUGUUGUCUCCCUGCCCUUGGCUUGAAUAAAUUUGGAAGAAAAAAACCCAAGUGGUGAAACUGCUUUGAUGUAAGAGGAGUCAUUGUGGCUUGGCAGCAUAAAGGCAGUGUUUUCUACUUCUUACAUAAUGGUUGUGAUACAGAAAGACUGAAUGGACUCUGCACCCCCCAGUCUGCUUUACAGCAAGGACUUUUGGAUUCUCUUGAAACAAAAUGCAGCAGAAGUUUUCAGUUGUUGGUAAUGAGGUAGCAGACCUCAUCAGAGAUAGGCGUAAGCCAUCCUUAGUCUGCUUAGAUCUUAAUUGUUUAUUUUUAUUCUGGAAAUCUAGUUUCUGAAAUCAACACUUUCCCUUUUCUUCUUCUUCCCUGUUUGGAGCUCUGGCAGGAGCAAAGAUUCAUGCCAAGGAAGGAAGUACAAAUCAGAUUUUGAAGUAAGAAAGCAUUGUGAGCAAACUUCAUAUUGGAUGGAACUGAGUUAAAGUAACUUAGUCAUCUUUAUAUAUUUGACCUGUUGUUGAACAACUGCUCAUUUAGUCUAGCAUGAAACAUAGCCAGUCCUGUUCUGCUUUGCAGAAAGGCAUACUGUAUACCGUUUACUUACUAGAAUAAGAGCUAUCCUUAGUUGUGGGAGUGCAUUCUUUGUAAGAGUUGUUUAUACUUUUGGAUAUAAUGCAAAGCACCUUGUCAAAGACCAAGAUGUUGGCUUACAUAUCGCUUCUGUUUGGCGCAGUGGGUAGGGAAUGAUUCUCUUGAGAGACCUUGAAAAAGGAAGCCGUGUUAUGCUCUUACCUUAUUCCCCACUGAAACUUAAUAUUGUUCCCUUUGUUUAGGACGUUCUCUUGAUUAUGCACCCACUAAGCUGAACUUUAAAGAACUUUAUAGUUAUUGCAACUCUAGUCAAACGAUCUCAAUCUGUUGCAUAGCUACAGCUACGUGGUAUGCAGAAACAACUGUAAAGCAUCUAAUUUGAAUUAAGGAACCAAAUUAUCAAUUUUGUGUGCUGAAGCAGAGAAACUAAACUUCUUAUUCCAGCUGAGGUUCUGGACAAUGAUACAGCUAUGGAGAAUGAACAGUUACUUCAUAUCCACAGUGUUUUAACAAACAUAGGAAAUAAAUCAAUAUUAAUAGAGAAUAAUUAUCAGCCUUUAAAAAUAUUAAGCCCAACAAAUCUGAUUUAAUACAUACAGACUCCAGUUAUGCAAUGUAGCAGCAGUAGUAGCUAUAGCCUUACGCACACAUUUUAUGCAUAGUAUUCUUUUCCAACUUGAGGGCCUGAUCUAUUCAUUUUGGGUGUUAAAAUGCUUUUUAUCUUUUUAGAUUUAGCAUUUUGUAUUUAUUUAAAAAUGUAAUAUUUAUGUACAUGCACUCUAUUCUCAAUUUAGAGUUCUGUAGCUACUGGGAUAUGCUUGAGAAAAGGAAACUGGCAUUUCAUUUAACCCUUUGAGGGUUUAUUAUGUAGAACAAGUAGCCUUUUGUGCUUGAAGUUGUACACUCUGAAAAAAAAAGCAACACCUGAAUAUCUCCGGAGCUUGAAUAAUUAUGCCCGAUUGUGUUUUGCUGGUGUAGGUCACAGGAAAUUCACUUAGGGUAGACUCUCUACAAAGCUAAGAUAUAUGCAGAUUUUCUGUUGUUGGAUUGUGUAAAAAUUAUUUACUGUUAAUACUUGCAUAAAGGUUAGAAAGGUUGAUGAAGUGAUAUUUAGUAUUGCUUUACUAUUCACUGCGUGUCAGGAUGUAAUUAUGACUGAUUCAUGGAACUGUCUUAGGAACGAACCAUCUUUAUUAAAAUGCUGAUCAAGAUAAGAGCUGACAGUAAUAAAGAAUAGAACAUUUUAGUCUUGUUGCUUUUCAAUGAUUGCUAAUUACCCCAGAGGUCAUGUAUAGUGCUUGGGAGGAUUCAUUGACAUUAUUUUCUUUUAAGUCUGCUGUUUGAACAACAUCUGAACAUGAAGACAAAGACUGAGUGCAUACUGAACAAUAGUUUGACCAAGUUUUUUUAUUCCACAAAUACUAGAUGAUUCCUCUCUUUUCCGUUUUGUUACAGAAAUUUAUGUUCAAACGAUAAGGCAGGAUCUUUGUUUUAAGAUCAUAUCCUGAUCAUAUCCAUCACUGUCUUCAGAAGGUCAAACAAAUAAAGAUGAAACAAUGUACUACUAACUCUCCUAUAGUUUAUUGUAUGUAGAGCAUAACCCAAAGGAGAGGUAAUUAAAAGUCCAGUCUUGUUCCUAUGACUUUGGUUAUCUUAUAAAUCAGAAUCUUCAGUUUCUUUAUUAGAUUACAAGGCGCAUUUAACCUACAAUAUACCUUCAGAUAGAAGGCUUUUUAGUACCCUUUGUACCAUGUUUGGAACUGAAGUGUGGGCAGUGUUACAUGUCAUGAUUUGAAGACAAACUAAUAUACAGACAGAAGAAAUACAGAGCAUGGGGGAGAGAUUUAGGCCAAUGAAAUAAGUAUACAGUCAUACCUUGGGUUGAAUGUGCUUCGGGAUGAGCGCGUUCGAGUUGCGCUCCGCGGCAACCCAGAAGUAACAGAGCGCGUUACUUCUGGGUUUCGCCGCUUGCUCAUGCGCAGACGCAGCGAAAAGCAAUGGCGCGCGUGCGCAGACGUGCCAUCGCUAGUUACGUUGCUUCUAGAUGCGAACGGGGCUCCGGAAUGGAUCCCGUUCGCAUCUAGAGGUACCACUGUACAGAGAGGAGUGAAGUAAGUGAUUUCAGGCUAAAUGUGUUUCUUAAGGGUGUUUUUCGUUGCUGUUUUUUGGUCAAAGAUCCCUUUGAGAAUCUGAUGAAAGUCCUCUCCCCAGAAAAAUACACAUAAACACACACACAAUUUUGCACACAAUUUAUUCUAUCGCAGUAGAAAAAAUUUUUUUGUGUAUGCUCAGUCCACAGACCUCUUGAAGCCUAUGUGGUCUAUGGGUCACAGGUUAAGAACUACUGGUCUGAACCCUUGGUUGAACAGCCUCCUGCAAGCUAGGGCUCCCCCCAACCGAUGUUUUAUCAACGGCAACUCUCGUAAACCCCAGCUGGUCUGGCCUUGCUGGCUGAGGUUGAUGGAAGUUGUAGUCCAAAACAUCAGGAGGGGAAUCAGUUUUGGGAAUGCAGAACUAAAAGAAGUAGCACUUAAUGGGAAGUGGGGUGUUUUCUGGUAUGUGCAUGAAGUGAGUAGAUUAGGUAGGUGCACAGAACUCAGGAGCCAUAAUGAGGGCAGCAGGGUUAGAAGUAGGGUAGCUUGGGUAUGGGUAAUAACCCUUCUCAGUAGUUAAAAUAACCUUCUGAGGAACCUUCAUGAUUGGUGGGCCAGAGGCGAAAAGUGGGUGGGGCAAAGGAUGUGAUUCUUAUCUUGUAUAGUAGGCUAAAUACAAGCCAUGAAAAGGUUAGUGGUUUCUUCAUACACAUGUAUGUGCAUGCCCAUUCUCGUCUCCAUUCAGGCAAGCAGAAGGCACCAUCAUAGUUCAAGGGCACAUUUGAGCAGGCAAAGGCAGAGUCCCUAGAGCAGGGCUAGUAAGAGGACAUGACUUAGAGAUUUUAAGAGCUGGGUUCAGUCCCUGGGCCUGAGGUUGCCCUAUUAUUAUUAUUAUUAUUAUUAUUAUACCCUGCCCAUCUUGGCUGGGUUUCCCCAACCACUCUGGGAAGUUUCCAGCACAUAUAAAAAGAUAAUAAAAUGUCAAAUCAACAUUUCAGACAAUUCAUUUGCAAUUCAUUACAAAACCCAUCAGCAAAAUCAUGGCAGUAGGUACUUGUACUUGCAAGAUUGGUAUAAACACAAUACUGGGGAGCUUUUCAACAUGCCUAAGAGAUCAGAAACUGGAUACAGGAUAUUGUUCUCUCCCCUUCUCACUCUUCUUUCUGGGAGGAAGUUCUUCACGUCGACCCUAACUAGAGCUAUAACAGAUGUGCUAGAACAAGCAUCCACAACAGUUAGUGUUAACAGGGAAAUGUUAAGCAGGCAUUCACCUUAACCAAAACCUGAAAUCAGAUUUGGGACAUUGGCAGAAAUCCUAGCCAAUUGACUAAAUUAGUGAAUUGGUAAUACAACCAAAUCUUUGGAAGAAGCGCUGGCACAUAGGCGUUGUAGCAGGCUUUAAUGAGGAGGUAUUCCUCCUGCUUGAGAAAUAUAUUUAUUUUUAAGCUCUUGUAAGGACUUAAUUAUGUAUUUAUUUUUAAGAACUGAUGUCCAAAUAAAAAAACCCUUAAUUUAAUAAUGAAACUUAAUUUUUUUAAAGGAAAACUAGGUAUCAGGCUGGGGGGGCAUGCAAAUCUUUUUUUGGGAUGGGUCAUAGCUUGGUGGUAGAACAUCUGUUUGGCAUGUAGGUUCCAGCUUUCAUGAACAGCAUCUCCAUUUGGGGCUAGGAGAGAAACCUGCCUAAAAUCGAGAGACACUGCUAGUCACUUUAGACCAAACUGAGCUAGAGGAACCAAUGGUCUGACUUGGUAUAAGGCAGAUUGCUAUGUUCCUAUGCUGUAUUUUCAGUAUGGAUGUUACAUCUAACUUGUAGUGAUUAUAUGGAGGAAAGCAUAGUUGUCUCCAAUGGCUGUAUCAUUUUCAGUAGUGUUAGGGUUAUUAUUCCAUUCUAACAGAAAUUCCUAAUAUCACGGUUUGUCUCCAUUUCUACCUUACAGAGUCUAAAGUUUUUCCCCUUACAGUAACGUGUGUGAGUGAUAAGGGAUUUUUUUAACCUUCUUAAUUAUAUUUUCAGAAUGUAAUUGUGUUUGUCCUUUGCUCUACAUAAAUACAUAAACCAAUACAUAAUAAUGCGAGCAGCUGAAUAAUUCUAAGCAUUAAAAUUGAACAGUGUAAGAAGUCACAGUCUUUAUGCCAAUGGUUUUGAAAUGCUCCUUUGAUGUGACAUGCAGCUCUGCUAUGACUAGCUUCUACUACCAUUGGGAAAAGGACAGGAGACUUUUAACACUGCAGAUGAAAUAGGAUUAUCGAAAGACUUUAAAUGUAAACCAACUGUUAGGAGUGUAGCUUUAAAAUUAAGGGCUAAAAUAUGAAGACUCCAGCUAAAAGUUCUUUAGCUGCUGAUUAGGAUUCCCUGAUGGUGAUUAGUGAGUGUGGAAUGCAAUCAUGCCUGUAAGCUUUAAUCAAUCCCAUGAUGGAGAAGUCAGUUGCUCAAAGAGAGGCCAAAUUAAUACAUGUAUUGUUUCUAUUGGGCUUAUUAUUUUUAACACUAAAAAAAAAAAAAAAGAAAGUAGGCAAAUUUGUGAUGAAGUAUUUCGGAGCAUACAGAAUUUCAACAGUCCAGAAGCAUGUGAACUUUACUACCAAAUAUUCUGUCUGUCUUUAUCCUAAGAAUGUUUUAUUUUACAUUGCACAACAUUCUGACAUGUCUUUCGUGUUGUGUUGUGUUGUGUUGUGUUGUGUUGUGUGAGCAAUUAAUCUCACUGUGCAGUAACCCAAGACCUUUUCAAAUAGCAAUUUUCCUUGUGUAAGUAUUUCAAAUGUUGAGAGAGCUCCAUUUUUAUUUACAUAACCACCUCUCUGUGUAUAUAUUUAAAGUCAUGUAUUUCUGUUAUUAAGAUGUUCCAUUGUAUGGAAGCUUAGAGAAUAGUUUGUGAUGUGAACACGUCACCUGAUAAUAAGGGACCCUGCCUGUGCUGAAGUCAGUUGACCCAACAAUAUGACCAUGAUUUUGCUGCAGACCAUGGAACUAGCACAGGGGUCAGCAACCCUUUUCAGCCAUGGGCUGGUCUACCAUCCCUCAGACCAUGUGGUGGGCCAGACUAUAUUUGGGGGGGGGGUGAACAAAUUUCUAUGCCCCAAAAAUAACCCAGAGAUGCAUUUUAAAUAAAAGCCCACAUUCUACUCAUGUAAAAACACCCGGCAGGCCCCACAAAUAACCCCGAGAUGCAUAUUAAAUAAAACGACACAUUCUACUCGUGUAAAAACACGCUGAUUCCUGGACCAUCCGCAGGCCAGAUUGAGAAAGCAAUUGGGCUGCAUCCGGCCCCUGGGCCUUAGGUUGCCUACCCCUGAACUAGCAUCUCAAAUGCAGAUUCCAGCAGCUUGAGCGCAAUUAUAAGAACAUCAGUUUUCACUAUAAGGGAAGGCCUUCAUGUUUCAUUGGGGUGGGGGUAAUCCAAGUUCAGAUCUCCUUGUCCUUAGAAACAACUUUUCCCUUCCUUACUUCCUCAUGUGUUCUGAUCUAUUAUCCACCAUGCAAUCAUUGCUAUUAUUAUAUAAUUAUUAAUAUGUAUGUAUGUAUUGUCUUCAUGUGCCAAGAUAACGCAUAGUUUCAAACAAUAUUAGAAUAAACAAAUGAUACAAAAUAUCCUUAGGCAACGUCAGGAACUGAUGCCACAAACUCCCAGACCUUGCGUCCAGCUUCCCUCAGAGCAGACAGGUCCUAAGGAAGGUGGGAGAGGGAUAAUAACAUUACUAAUAAUAGCAAUUUAUACAUUAAAAAAUAUUCAGAACUGCCCCUUCCAAAUUGCAAUGAAAUUAAGCAUUUGCAUACACUGUGCAAAUUUACUCAAACUGCAGAAUAAUUUUAAAGGCCUUUUUCCAGAUUUGCCGCAGAAAUCCAUUCUUGCCGACCACUGUGUGCUUGGGCUGCAAUUUUAUUCUUGCUUACUUACAAGAAAGGUCCACAGAACUCAUUGGAGUUAUUUAUUUAUAUUGCAUUUCUAAAAGUUUGAUAUGUAGCUUUUCUGAGUUCAAAUGCAGCUUACACAUUGCAAUUCAAAAACACAAUCUGCUAUAUUCAACUAAGUCAUAUUCAGAGUAGACCGGUUGUAAAAAACUGAACUUGGUAGCUCAAGUUACUUAGGUCCAUAGAUUUCAUUGAGUCUGCACUGAGUAUGACUGUUGGAAAUCACCCAGUAUCAAUAAAACUUCUUUUAGAAACCUAAAAAAACUUACAGCAUGCCAUAAUACGAAGCAGCAAUUUAUAGAGAACAGGUGAAGAAAAAAGUCUGCCAAGUCAAAGAGAGGCUUGCUUAUAUAAAGCUCACUUUAUUUACCUUCAAGGACAUAUGCAGAGAGUUGGGCUGUUCUUGUACAUUCAAACUAGGGCUGUGAUUGCUGGCAUUCCUAGCCCCUAUUUCAUAUUGAUGAGCAAAAACUAUAGAGGUUGUUUGAAACUUUGAUCACCUUUUGUCUGAUUUGGAUAAACGCCCACUUUACGUUGUUGUUCUUGCCUGGCUCUACUACCUUGUAUUGCUUACUGAGUGAUGCUGAAAAUGUAUGUUUGUAACAGCUGUAUUAAGGCAUUCUUAGUGGCCGGGAGGAGAAUUCUCAGUGAUUUCUUUGUAUAACUUUGAAGCAGCCUUGAUGGUGGAAUGAGCAUAAUCCAAGCGAAUAACUUGCCAGACCCAUCAUUCAGUUCACCUUAUGCUGAUUCAUAGGGAUAUAUGAGCUGAUGCACUGCUAAGAUAUGCUGUACACCCUUGCAAAAUUCCAUAGCAUCUGCUUAAGGAAAGUAACAACUCUGUUAUUUUGUUUCUGUAUUCAGAAAUACUGCAGCACUAUCCAGCUGGAUUCCGGAAUAGACUAUAGGAAACAAGCGCUACCAGCAGCAGGAAAGCUAUAUUACCUGUAAGUUGUUAAAGCUAAAGGUAUUUUUCUUUUCUUUUUCUUUCCUUCACUAGCCAACGUGCCUUGCCACAGGGGCAAGUAAAAACACUCUCCCCACCCCACAAAACCAAACAAAUGCCAACUAUCUUCUGUUUUGCCACAGUGCUAGUGCCAUCAGAUGGCAUUUUCAGUAUCUUCAGUUACAUCGUUUAUAAUGUGUGACUGAAUCAAAACUAAUUAGAUUUUGGGGGGAGGUGUGGUGUUUGCAGAACUGAAGUGACAGAUGGUUAUAAAGCAAUGAAUAUCCUCUUGUAAAAGAGUGUGCAAUUCCCUGGUAAAUAAAAGAGCAUCCUUUAUUGUAGUAAACUAAUUAUUUAUACAAAUCCUCUGACAAGGACUCAUUUACUGUUGGGUGUUACCAUUUGUGGAUUGAAAAACUUGUCUUAUUUUGACAGAUGAUCUGCUUGUAUCUAGGAUGUUGAUUUCCUUCAGCAUUUAUUCUCUGUUUGAAGAUGAUAAAAAAUAAUACCAUAAUACAGCUAUAAGUACAAUUUAUCUGUAUAGCUUUGAUUUCUCUUUCCCUAAUGAUAGUUUACCCUCAGAGCAAUUUGAGAAUACAAGUAUAUGUGAUGCAAAGUUGUUCCAACAUUUAAGAAGAGAAAGUGGUUUUAAUCAAGCCAAUACAAGUACAAAUCUACUUGUAGCUUUAUUAUGGCAUUGUUUUUUUAAUAUUAUUUUUGAGGAGUUUAAAUAAGGACUGGGCUUUCCAGCUAGCAAAAUGAUUAGCCCCAGUCUAGGACUAUAAUGGGAGUGUACCAUUUAGUUCAUAAUCUAGGGGUAGCACCUUGGAUAUAAUUUUUGGGGUGAGUUUUAUACUCAGGAUUGCCAGACAACUGGAUAUGACCUGAAGUUUUAAGUUUUAACCUUAUUCUGAGGCUUCUGGGGAAGGAAUAAAAUAUUGGAGUUAGGGACUUCUUAUUAAAAGUUACUGAGCAUUGCUUCCCAUCCUGAGCAGGAAAAAAGAAAUUUCACUUCACAUACUGGGUUCAAGGCCACAAUUAGUGCUUGCAAUACUAACAAAUGAUUUUGAAAUUCUAAAAUUUUAUCUUUUAAGGGAGAAACAAUUUAUUUUCUCAUAUUGUGGUAGAAUUCAUGUAUGUUGAUAGUGUGUUAAGCUUGGACUGCAUUGAAUGUUGAUUGGUACUUCUAUAGAAACAUAGUUUUUCCUCCAAAUCUGGACGGAGCAUCAAAGGGCUUGGGCAAAAUUUGCCUGUUUCACCCAUAAACAGUGUUCCCACUCCAGAUCUAUAAAGGAGAGGUGCUAGGUAAUGUUAUGGGGAUGGAUUUCUGCUUCUGGCAUUGCUACAUUUUGAGCUAAAUGUAUAUAUAUGGGAGCAAGGGCAGAAGAAUCCCACAAACAUAUUUCAGGGCCUUCUCUCCUAGUGGGCAAGAUGAGAUACUAAUGGAUUGCUAAUGGUGAGGUACCAUCCUUAGUACAGUGGUACCUCGGGUUACAGACGCUUCAGGUUACAGACUCCGCUAACCCAGAAAUAGUACCUCGGGUUAAGAACUUUACUUCAGGAUGAGAAAAGAAAUCAAGUGGCAGCGGCACAGCGGCAGCAGGAGGCCCCAUUAGCUAAAUUGGUACCUCAGGUUAAGAACAGUUUCAGGUCAAGAACGGACCUCCAGAACGAAUUAAGUUCUUAACCCAAGGUACCACUGUAUACAUAUUUGCUGGCAUUGUACGUUUGCCUGAAUUCACAAAGGGCUGAGUCAAAGUUGAAAUGGAACAGCUGUGGUCUGUCUGAAGGAUUGAAAUGUGGGGAAUAUAUAUAUAUAUAUAUUUACUUUAGGUUUGGUUCCAUAGUCCCAGUCCUUAAAACUACUAGCACUUUUUACUGCGCAAAAGAAGUUUAUUAUAACAUUAUUGCAUUAUGUAUCCAGACUAAGUCCAGUUUAAACAUAAAGAACCAUAAGAAGAGAGACCAGGAGUCUCUAACAAUCGUUAACACCUAGACAGCAAAGCAAGCAAAUACAUAUGCCACAUGGUCAUAGUAUUUCCCACUAUAGUAAUAUGUAUUCCAUUUCUAUUUAAAUUAUAGUAAAUGGGUGAUGUCUAGCUGAAUCCCUUUGAGAGACUCUGGAGCAGACUUGGGAAAGGUGUCAGGGGCUGCAGGGAAAGGAAAGGAAAGGAAAGGCCCAUUGCGCAAGUAAACUUCUGCUCAUGCAACACAGAGUAUCAGCCUAUAAUUCUAAAAUGGUAUAUAAACAUAUAAAUUACCACUAUAUGCAAAUUUUAUGCAAAUCUGCUUCCUCUUUUGUACUUUUUGGAUGGUUAUGCGUAAGUGGCUGCUUCAAUCAUUGCUGAAAAUUUCCUGUAAUUUCAUAAUCUUUGGCCAUCUCAAAUUAUUUGGAGAAGGAUUUUAGAUAUGUCAAAACUAAUUAUAUACAGUAUGAUCCUAUACAUGUUUACUUUUAAGUAAAGCCUACUGAAUUUAGUGUGACUUAUUCCUAAGAGGGCAUAGGAAUGCAAACUUUAUUCUAGAAAAUGCCAGAUCAACACAUUACAUUUUAUUUGUAUCCAUUUAAACCUGUGAUAAAAUAAUAUUUACUUCAGAUAUAAUUUCACUGCACCCUCUUAGAGGUUUGUAAGGGUUCCCCUUCAGAUGCUUGCUAGCUUUUGCUUCUGUGCUCUCAUUUUGUGUGUGAGAUAUAGACAAAAGCUUAUCUUUCUCACUGUGUGUGUGUGUAUGCAUUGUUGGUAUCUGUCUGUCUCAAGAGACAAUGGAACAGUGUGCCAUUGAGAGUAAGUCAAAGCAUUGGGCAAUUAUGGUGCCUGCUGUGGCUGUAGAGACCAACAUGGGAGAGACAUGUUUCAUUGCAAGUGGGGCAAAUGAAGGCGUCCAGUUUUGCUGCUACUGAUGCACCAUGGGGUUUCUUCUCUCUGCGCUUCUCCCAGCGUGUGUGUGUGUGUGUAUCUAUCUAUGUAUCUGAUGGCCUGGCCUGGCAUUGCCUCAUUACUGGAAACAGCUUGAAACACAAAAGUCUUCCUAUGUAUGCAAAUAAAGCAGAAUCAUCUACCUGAGAGUUAAUGUUCUCUGCUUUUAAGUGUAUUCUAACUCUAAUGUUUGUAUUUACAACAUAACAUCCUGUUCUGUCUUUCUCACUCUCUCUCCUUUUUUAUGGGCAAAAAGCUAAGCAAGCUCAGGCAGCUGUUUGAUGUUGGCUUCAAGUGUUAUUAAUUUCAUAUUCUAUUAUUCUUUUCACUGUAGCACAAGUGAAGCUGAUGUGGAGGCUGUCAUGGAUAAGUUGUUUGAUGAGCUGGCUCAAAAACAAAAUGAUUGUACGUAAGUUAAUUUCUCUUGAAAGAGAAUACAUUUAGAACACAAUGCCCAAUCUCCACUGACCAAUUAAUAAGUUCCACUGCUGUAUAUGGGUUGAUGCCACACUCAAGUGGCAGUCAUUGUAUCAGCAUUUUGUCUAAUUUAUGUGUUGAAUCAUGUGCUAUUAUUCAUCAAGCUAUGCAUUUCCUAUCUGUAAGAGAUGAGUUUUGUAGUAAUUAUCCAGACAAGAUUGAGUCUUUGUUCAUGUUCCCAUAGUAACUAGACCAAGGAUUUUAAAAGUACAAGGCAGAGAGCUGAGAGUGAAUAAAGCGUGUGGAACCAUUGCAGACUUCACAUUUGAAGAGCUGUGUGACAGAGUGAGUACCCAGUCAAGCCUAGAUCAGUUGGGCUUUUCAGGCUUCUCCCCCCCCCCCUCUUUUUUAUUAUAUUAUCCCAGCUCCAAACAAGCUUUGAGAUAUCCUUUGAACCUACAACAACAAGAAUAACAAGAAAACUUGAAUUCUAGAGUUGAAAAGUAAAACUGAAAGGGUGAAAAAAAGCAUAGCACAAUCAGUUUCUCUUGAAAGUGAUCUCUAUGAUAAACAAUUUAAAUGUGUGAAUAAAAUUCUGGAACUUGCUAAGGCACUAGUGUCCAAAAGAAAUUCACAUCUAGAUGACAGUUGUUAAAUGCUGAUCACUUAGGUAAGGAGCACAAAGAAUAAAAACUUCCUUUCAGAAUCAGACCACAGGUCCAUCUAUCACAUGUCUCCAAUGGUGAAUUACAUUUGAUCUAUCCUAGCUGUUUUCACUUACUUCCAGUGAGACAAAGGAUAAGGCUUCCAUCUAAAUACCUUUUCAGCCAAGGAUUCACAUGCUGCCCUUUGAAUUACUACUCCAUGGUGAAUCUCUGUGAGACCCUAGAGAAUAUUCUUUAAGAAAUUGCCCAUCUGUACCUGUACUGAGAAUGUAGAGCUGCCAGCCAGGUAGCUUACUAAAGAAGCCUGUUGCCUUGAUCAAGGGCAAAAGCUGUUCAAUGGUUGUCUUACCUACUGUGACUUUAUAGGUAAAGUAUAUUAAGAUAGGUAGUUUUGUGUAAUGUGGAUACUAGAGUUCUAUAAUUGCAUAUAGUAAAUAUUCUAAAAAGGUUUACUUUUUUUUUUAGAAUGUAAAAUGAUCUCUAGAAAUCUUAUCUAAUGGCAUUGUAUGACCAAAAGUGUCUAGCAUUGUGUGUCUUAAGUGUUAGCCUUGUUGGGCCUUUUUCUGAGUACUCAGAAUUGCAGCUCAUGAGGAAAGUAGUUGUAUAGUCAGGAAACUGCCCCGCUGCAGACAUGCCCCCAAUAUAUAGGUCAUAUUGGAGGUGGUGUGUGACUCAGGAAUCCAUGUAGGGCUGAUUUGUAUAGCCUUGACCUGCUACCUCAAACAGUUAAUGGCUGUUAUGGGACAAAUAGAGCUUCUACAAUAAGGACAGGCGCCACUUAAACUGGAGGGGAAACAGAUUGCUGGCACAUCAAAAAAGUGGCAGAGUAGUUUUGAAACCAAUCAUUGAGGGAAAGUUGAUAGGAGCUAAAGAGCACCUGGUUAGGGUGAAAAUGGGAGUGUUGCAUAUGGGAGUGGAGCAGAAUUAGGCAAUGAAAGUGUAAGGGUACAUGAUAACCAUUUAGUGCGGUAGGGGGAAAUUUGGAGAGCGACAUCACAUAUAGAUGGUCAUACUCUUCCACAAGAAGUCUGUGAGCCAAAAUGGGCAAGCUAGAGUGUCCUUCAAAACCAAAGGAGAGCAUAGAUAUAGUAGCCAAUGUGGAAUGGAAAGAACCAGUGAGAUACAGUUAUCUUUUCGGUACUAAUAUUCUAUGAAGCAAAGGGAAGGGCAUAUGAGAAUGGUGUAACUGUAUGUGAAAGAGAAGAUAAAAUCAAAGAAACUUGACAUCUCCAAAGGAACAGGCUUUUUCACAGGAAGUGGGAUGAUAAUGCAUACCCCAAAGUAAUAGAAUUGGGGAUAUAUUAUCACCCCCUCGGCAGAAUGCCCAGGGGGAUCUUGAGAUGGACAAUGCAAUCAAUUAGGCAUAUAAAAGGAUAAAGUGUUGUUGUAAUGAAUGUCUUAAAUGACUCUCACAUUGACUGUGGGUAGAUUCAUGUUCUGGUCACAAUCAACAUAUGGACAAUUGUCAGAGAAGUCCAACAUGAUUGCACUUGACUUCAGAAGCAGGGGGGAAAUGAGGUAGAGCUGCAUCAGUGAAACCAGCCACCUUCUGAGUCUCUUCCCCCUCACAGUCCUUCCUCUGGAAACAGCUCCCUUAUAAAGGCUCCCAGGGCUGGAGGGUGGGGCAAGGCAGGUGGAAAAAACCAUUAGCUGCUCGAUAUUGUAUCAUUGGGGAAAGUGCAGAAAAGGGCUACCAGAAUUAUCGCUGAGUUGGAGCAACUCUACCAUGAUGAAAAGUUAUAAUCUUUUGGGGUUUCAGCUGAGAAAAAAACCAAGUAAGAGGGAGGGACUCCUGUUUAAUUCUUUGGCCAUUGGCCUGUAGGACCCCUCAGGACUAAUAAUAAUAAUAAUAAUAAUGCCAUCAACUUACGCUAACUUUGAGUGUAACUUUGGGUCAGCACAAAAAACAAAUGCUCUUCUAGUAAAUGUGUUGGUGCAAGGUCAUUUUCCUUGGUCAGACAAGUAGGCAAUGAAACAUGAUUGUUGCCUUUUGUGGUAAAAUAAUAAAAUGGAAAUUUAAGAGUUUAGUCCUAUGUAUUUGCAUUCAGAGAUGAUUACAUCCAAAUUCAGUGGGGCUGGCUUCUUAGUUAGUGCAGUUAGGAUUACAUGCUAAAUUCUAAACAUCACAAAAUUAUUUUUAACAACAAUUCAAGCCCCAGAAAUGUUCAGAUGGCAGUAUUUACCGGUAACACGGAAGAAGAUGAACUCUACAUACAGAUUGUGAAAAUGAGUUGGUAGUUAUUUAUAGUCUGAACACAGACUCAUAAAAGUCUAAUUAACUUUGAAAUGGAAAUAUGGUUUUUCUUUCAUUCCUAGGUCAUUCAAGGCCAGCCCUACCUUCGUGCAUGACCACCCACUUGAUUUAGACAUAGUGGUUGAAUCAUGCCCCAACACCCACCCACACCCCACAUGGAUUAGUCCAUAUGCAUUAGACUGCAACAUAGAAUAAAUCUUGUAGGUUUCAUAUUUGCAGUUAUAUAUAUUUGUGGCACUCAGAGCUUUAAACAGUGACAAAUCUCAGCAGACUGAUUUGCACAUAAUGAUUUAGCACCAUGUGCAUGAUCUGGAAGGAGCCUGAACAUUGCCUUGGGCUUGGGUGCUCCCCUCUCCUCUCCACAUAAGGAAGGAAAGGACCUCGGCAGUGUCUCCUUUCAGUUUCAGAUAAUACUGGUGUAGCUUUAUGUGCAGACCUGAUUUUGUGCUUUAAAAGACAGUUAAACAAGCCAGUUUCAUAAUCCAUGGUUAGUUAAACAAGCCAGCUUCAUAAUCCACGGUUUGAAGUUGGCUUGUUAGAAACUUAGCACAGAGUUUUUUCUAAAUGGCAAAAUCUGGUUCCUUUGUCACUGUCAGGAUUUGUGGAAUGUAAAUCACACAACAGGGUCAGGAGUGUGCAAAUCUGAGCUUUGAUCUUAUUGCAGCUCAUGCACAUUGCACUAAACCAUUGCUUAGUACAGAGGUUGUCAGUCUAGAGAACACCCUCUUCUGUGCGUGGUCACAUGGGGUCUAUGUGUGAGAGUGGGAGGGUGAAUAUGUUUGGUCUGUGAGGUUGUAUGUGUAAUUUAUUGAGUGUGUGAGAGAGAUGUAUGUUUGUCUGAGGUCUGCAUGUGUGCAGUGAGUGUAUUGCAUGUGCAUGAGAAAGUGAAUAUUACUUAGCCACCUUGUAUGGUUUCCCUGGUACUGAAGAAUGCCCCCUGUUAGACAGCAACAGCACCAGUGUGUGAAAGAAAGAGAAAUCAAUAUUGUGUGAUCUCCACAGGACCAGUCAGACAUGUCUGACUUCCCUUGACCAACUGAGGUUGUCUGGAGCAGGGGGUGGAGUGGGGAAGCAACAAUGACUGUACUUUCUUUAAUUCUGUGUUAUGCCAUACCCCAUGGCAAUCUUUUUCUCCCCAUGCCAUGCCCCAAAGGCAUCUGGUUCGUGGCUGGUGCCCACAGUGCUAUUUCAAUAUUCAAAAGUGUCCCAAACAGGUUGGCGACCUCAGUCUCAAUGUUACAUACAAACUACAGAGUGCCGUGAGUUCUUUGUAAGUCUAAUUUACUGUAUUUUUUGCUCUAUAAGACUCACUUUUUCCCUCCUAAAAAGUAAGGGGAAAUGUGUGUGCGUCUUAUGGAGCGAAUGCAGGCUGCGCAGCUAUCCCAGAAGCCAGAACAGCAAGAGGGAUUGCUGCUUUCACUGCGCAGCGAUCCCUCUUGCUGUUCUGGCUUCUGAGAUUCACAAUAUUUUUUUCCUUGUUUUCCUCAUCCAAAAACUAGGUGCGUCUUGUGGUCUGGUGCGUCUUAUAGUGCGAAAAAUACGGUAUAUAUGUGUCAAUAUAUUGGCUUGCUAUGGGAGGAAGGGUAGGAUCUUGGCCAGGGAGGGCGGGGUAUAAUUAUUAUUAUUAGUAGUAGUAGUAGUAGUAGUAGUAGUAUAUAAAUUGAAUGAAUAACAACCUCAUACCCAGAAUGUGUCAAGCUCAAAUAAUAAGCAAGUGUCAUGUGCAGAUUUUUAUGUAUAUUAUUUCACAGCCUCUGUGUUGGUCUUAAGUUCUAGGCAUUGCAUAGCAAAUGGAAGAAGGUCCACUGCAUCACGUAGAACAAUUGUUUUCAUUACAGUGGUGCCCCGCAAGACGAAUGCCUCGCAAGACGGAAAACUCGCUAGACGAAAGAGUUUUCCGUUUUGGAGGUGCCUCGCAAAACGAAUCUGCUAUGGGCUUGCUUCGCAAGACGAAAAUGUCUUGCGAGUUCCUGGGUUUUUCCCUUUUCCCCCUCUUUUUCUAAGUCGCUAAGCCGCUUAUCUGCUUAUCCGAUAAGCUGAUAAGCCGCUAAAAGCCGCUAAAAGCCGCUAAUAGCGCUAAUAGCGCUAAUCCGCUAAUCCCGUCAAUGGGCUUGCUUCGCAAGACGAAAAAACCGCUAGACGAAGAGACUCCCAGAACGGAUUCUUUUCGUCUUGCGAGGCACCACUGUACACAGUUGCUUUUUAUAGAUGGCCCUGACUAUAACACACAGAAAGUCGUUUCACUUGUCUCUUAUCACCAUCCACCUGUUUCAUCCAUUUAACCUUGUUUCGGAAUCUAGCAUCUGUGUAUAAUGUAAAUUAAUACUGACCAGAAAGGUAGGUGCAGCAUAAAUCUUAUCUUUAAUAUCUCCAUGUUAUCUAUAUUUCUUAAUGCUUCUUUGAAAUAAAAACUUUCAGCCAUGAUUAUGCAUAGCAAAUACUGCCCUCUGAUGGCAAUACUAACUUUUUAAUGUGAUUAAGGCUGUGUGCUGAUGGUUCUUUCUCUGCAGCAACGGUGAACUUCCUGAUCCACUAUUAGUAACUUGAUAGUGGUAUAGACAUAAUGGAGACGCUCUCUAGGGGCAAAAGCCUGGUCGCUCACUCUUCAAAAUUCUUAGCAGCAUCUUUUGGCAGUCAAUGUCAGUCCUAAGGAUAACUUGCACUUUUUUAUUUUAAGAGCUACAUGGGCACCUAUAUUUAUACGCACCCAUCAUUUUACGUACCAAAAUAUUUAAUUAAAAAAAAAAUCACAGUGGUGCCUCGCAAGACGAAAAGAAUCCGUUCUAUGAGUCUCUUCGUCUAGCGGUUUUCUCGUCUUGCAAAGCAAGCCCAUUGACGGAUUAGCGGAUUAGCGCUAUUAGCGGCUUUUAGCGGCUUAGCGGAUAAGCGGAUAAGCGGCUUAGCGGCUUAGAAAAAGGGGGGGGGAAGGAAAAAAAACCCGCAGGAACUCGCAAGACAUUUUCGUCUUGCGAAGCAAGCCCAUAGGAGAUUCGUUUUGCGAAGCACCUCCAAAACGGAAAACCCUUUCGUCUAGUGAGUUUUCCUUCUUGCGAGGCAUUCGUCUUGUGGGGCACCACUGCAAUCCAAAAGUGUGGUAACCAUGAAGGCAAGGGGAUAGUUACUUUUAAUGGACACUACUCAAUAGCUGCUAACACCAAACACACCGAAACCUAGAGAGAGAGAGAGAGCACAAGAGUUGUCGUCCCCCUUCCACUCUGCUUUUUUUAAAAGUUUGUUUCCUUUUUGAGGAGAUCCUUGAUUGAAGAACUGAGGUUGCUUUGUCUAGGGAAGACUGGCUCCAAGUAAUGCAACUGCAGCCAUUUGUAAUUCUGCACGUGUCCACAAUUGUGUGGAGGAGGUAGCAAGGAUACCACCCAUUUCAUGAAUACAGCCAUGGUCUCUAAGCAGUGAUUUCUACAAUUGCAGGAGUCCUUUCAUCAGCUGCUACAAUCAUGGAAAUGAUUCUAUCACAGCGGUUGUAUCGUCUGUCAGGUUAGGUCACUUAUGAACAUUCUUCAUGUAAAGGAUGAUUCUGGGAUGGUUACAUAUCAUCCCUUAGCAUGUUAAGACUGAAAGUACUUGUUAAUGACCAAUUACAACCUACAGUACAUAAAAUGGAAGACCCCCCAAAACGUACAAACAACACAGACCCAAAAGGUAAUUUCUCUUAAAUAACAUAGAAAGAAGGAAAUUGCAAUAGGUAGAUUCCAGAGCUUGACUUUCUUUUCUGCUUCCUAUUUAUGUGGGUUUUUUGUAUUUCUAGUAACAAUAAUAAAAGAAUAUAAAAAUAAUAAUAAAAGCGCAGGAUAGUACGCACCCCGGAAAUGAUCUCUUUCAGCUGCUGCCUUCUGGAAGAAGGUAUAGGGUUAUAAAGGCCAGGACUAGCCGCCUUGGAAACAGUUUCUACGCAAAUGCAGUUCUGGUUCUAAAUGCAGCAUAGUAAAGGUAAAGGUAAAGGUACCCCUGCCCGUACGGGUCAGUCUUGCCAGACUCUAGGGUUGUGCGCUCAUCUCACUCUAUAGGCCAGGAGCCAGCGCUGUCCGCAGACACUUCCGGGUCACGUGGCCAGCGUGACAAGCUGCAUCUGGCGAGCCAGCGCAGCACACGGAACGCCGUUUACCUUCCCGCUGGUAAGCGGUCCCUAUUUAUCUACUUGCACCCGGAGGUGCUUUCGAACUGCUAGGUUGGCAGGCGCUGGGACCGAGCGACGGGAGCGCACCCCGCCGUGGGGAUUCGAACCGCCGACCAUGCGAUCGGCAAGUCCUAGGCGCUGAAGUUUUACCCACAGCACCACCCGCGUCCCUAAAUGCAGCAUAAGGGGUCUCUAUGGUAUAGUGUAUUUUAAAAUGGGGUUUCAGAGUUUUUAGGGGGUUUUGAAUGUUUUAUGUAGUUUUGUAGUAGUUUUAUGUAGUUUUGUAGUAGUUUUGUGUAGUUUUUCAAUUUCAUUGUUCUGCAUGGGACAAUGACAAUAAAGAUAUUGUAUAUCGUAAAAACCUCACCUCAGAGCAAAGGGCUGUUGCUUUGCUUUUUUUCCUUCAGAAGCAAAAAAAGGUCAAAGCCAUCCCCUUUGUGUGUUAUGAAGUUGUAACAUUCCCUCGUCACAGGUGCAUCUGGCACCUUCACUAUACAGCUUUUGGUGAAUGGGGAAGAUGCACGGUACCACUUUACCCUGGCUUUUGGUACCUGAGAUGUGUGGGACCCACCCUUAACUCCUGUGACUACAAUACAUUUUACCUGCUUUAAAUACUGAAUUUUAAUACUGGGACCUGCUGCUGAAGGGGGGAGUAAUAAAUUUAAUGAUAAUAAUAAUUAAUAGAAAAAUAAGGGAAAUGGAGUGAUUUGUUAGAGCAUUACAAUAUAUAAACAGCUAUUAAAAUAACUUGAGUUGAGAAAAUGGUAGCAGAACACUUGUUAACUUGGUAGUGAAAUGGAAAAAGAAUGAAGUGGACAGCUCAGUCAAGCAGACUAAAGUAGAUUAACAGCUUGGUGGGCUUGAAUUGGCAUGGAUGUGGUUUGAGUGAGUGUGACAUCAAUGAAAUCCUACUUCCCAGUAUUAAGAAUUAGUAAUAGAAAUCCACAGUGGUUGGUCUUCAUUAUCCAUCUUUUACAUGGCAGCAACAAGGUAGAAAGCCAAGUCAUUAAUCACAGAAGUUGAUAUUAAGAUAACUGUAGACACACUACAGACUUAAAGUAGUUUCCCAUGAAGUCCUAGAACUAUCUGAAAAUUGUUUAGAGUCCUGCAGAAAGGGUCGGGAGUGCAGCUGAGAUUGAGCUAGCAAUAGGAAAAACACCACCAUCCUCAGAGUGGGUUUUGGUGGUCCCAUCUGGUUAAAACAAAAUCAGAACAUUUGUUUACUACAAUAGGUAUGUUCAUAAAUAAAUAAGUAAUGUGGCUGAAGGUGUCAUUGUGAAAAUGAGGAAUUGUACCAGGUAAUCUUAUUUGAAGCUUGAAGUGGAAUAACAUGCCCAAAUACGGCACUAGCUGAAGUGCCAUUGAGUAUUCAAAUUAAGCAAAUCAAUUCUUCCUAGGGCAAGUUAUGUAGCUUCAGAAUAAUUAUUUCUUUAAAACUAGGCAUUGUAUUGAGGCUGUUGUUGACUGAUACAGAAGCAGUAAGCUCUUCAGAAAGGUGACAUUUCAUAAUAAAUUAUACCAACGUAGACUUCUAGUAUUUACAUGCUAAUCAGUCAAUCGUACAAAGCAAGACCUUGGACUCCAGAGAGGUUUCAGUAACUUGUCUGGCUCAUUCCACAAAAUUAAAGCAUUUCCCAAUAAAUGUAACUGAAAGAGGAACAAACUUAAGGAGGUGUAUAGGAAGCUGCCUUAUACGAGGUCCCGCCAUUGGUCCAUCUAGCUCAGUACUAUCUUCACUGAUUGGCAGCAGCUCACCAGGAUUUCAGGCAGGGUUCUUUCCCAGCCCUUCCCUGGACAUGUCAGUGUUGAAACUGGGACCUUCUGCAUGCAAAAGAGAUGCUCUACCACUAAUCGGUGGAUCUUCCCUAACCAGAGACUGGAUGUAUAUAGGUCUUUAGCUAGUUAAUAGGGAUAUGUUCAAUGGGUUCACUGCACAAUGGCUCAGAAGUUGUGCAUGGCAGGGAGUCGGAGUCAGGGGCCAGACGCAAAAGCAGGAAGGGCUCCUGCAGCUUUAAUAAUUAUGUAGAAGAGGGAAUUUCGUACAUUGUGUGCUAAUCUAUACCUGGUGCAAUUCCCACUUCUACACAACAAUUACAGGUGUAGCAGCCCUGUCUUCUCUUGCAUCUGACCACCGUGCCUAGUAAGAGAACUCAAGAUUUGCAUGCAGGAGACCCCAUGUUCAAUUCUUGGCGCCCCUGCUUAAAAAGGGCUCUGCCAGCAUGACUGGGAAGGGGGCCUGGCUGAGGUCUUGCAGAUGUUACUGAGCUAAUUGGACCCUCAAUCUGACUUGCUAUAAAGUAGCUCCACCUGUUCCCAGGAUCUCACUGGACUUCACUGAAUUGGUGGCGGUGUUCCCCCCAGCAGGUUUAAAGAAUGCUGGCAUUCUACAAGGCACCUGGGUUUGUGUGGUAUUUAGUGGCUUGUAUUUCUUCCUUUGGAACUCUUGGCUUAUUCACUGGCUUAUAGGGGUUCUCUCCCUGUUAAGAGUCCCAGCAUAAAGAAAUCACAUUGCUUGUGAGGCUACUCAGGAUCUGUUGCCAGGACCACGUUUUCAGUGCCCAAUUCUGUAUCUCCUCAGCAGAUGCGCCCAACACCCUCACAAUGCCUUCAAGGGAAUCGCAGCUGUAUGGUGGGCAGCUGGCAAAGCUGGAGGAAUGCUUUUGAGAAGCUUUUAUGGCAGGGCACAUGUUUUCGUGUGUGGAGGGUCUAAUUCAGUGGCGCAGCUUGUUUCCGCCUCCCUCCAAAAAAGGGAGGAAAACUCCUCUGUCACAUGGCUCCUGCUCCUCUGUAGAAAGGCAAGUUGCAUAAUAACAUUGUACAAUACAGUAUGUGGGAACAGAACUUUGUUUCAAAACAAUGUUGGGUAAAGACUUGGCUUUUUCAUUUCAUUUCAUUUAUUUUACAACAUUUUUAUAUUGCCUAAUAACUUAACCAAACUUAUAAUCACUUAAAAUAUUAAUCAUUAAGUGGUAUACAGUGGUACCUCGGGUUACAUAUGCUUCAGGUUACAGACGCUUCAGGUUACAGGCUCUGCUAACCCAGAAAUAGUAUCUCAGGUUAAGAACUUUGCUUCAGGAUGAGAACAGACAUCGUGCUCCGGCGGCGCGGCGCCAGCGGGAGGCCCCAUUAGCUAAAAUGGUGCUUCAGGUUAAGAACAGUUUCAGGUUAAGAAUGGGCCUCCGGAACGAAUUAAGUACUUAACCCGAGGUACCUCUGUGUAAAUGUCUUAAAUAAAUACCUCGGGUUAAAUGUGCUUCAGGUUGAGCGCUUUCGGGUUGCGCUCCGCAGCAACCUGGAAGUAAUGGAGCGCGUUACUUCCGGGUUUCAUCGCUCGCACAUGCACAGACACUCAAAAUGAUGUCACGCGCAUGCACGGAAGUGGCAAAACGUGACCCGCGCAGAUGCGCCGUUGCGUCUUACGUUCUGUUCAGGACGCAAACGGGGCUCCAGAACGGAUCCCGCUCGCAUCCUAAGGUACCACUGUAGUAAUAAAUUGCUCAUUAGAAAUAGAAAAGAUAAUACCACCAGCAGUCAGUCCUAUAAAACAGCACUGCAAAGCACUGAAAGAUGAUUUUUACAUAUCACAGGAAAAUAAAAAGUUUUCCAACUAGUGUUGAAAGGGCCAUAACGUGGGUGCUCAUCAAGACUUUCCUGGCAGGGCAUUCUUUAUGUUUCAGGGGUUUCCCUCCAUUCCAAACAUGGAAGAGUGUUUUUUGUUUUAAUCUCCUGAAACCAGAAAUAAAACCUAAGCACUUGGUUUGUUUAUUUAAUCUUAGGUAUCCACGGCCAUUUAAUUAAUUCUCAAAUGUGUGGUGUACUAAAUGAUCCAUGAACCAUCUUUUAUCUUUUAUGUUGUGGCUGCAACUUUAAUUCAUAGGAAUUUAGUUAAACCAAUCUGGUAUUAGACUGGAUGAUGUCAGGAACAUAUCUACUACUGUUGUAAAUUUCAGACUAAUUCAUAUAGCCUAUUUCUGUAACGUGUGCAUUCCUGCAUGAAUUCUCUGCAGCUGUAGUUAGAGCUUGAGUAUGUGAUUUAUUUAGGGCUUGUUCACACAUCUGGGUUUAUUGCAUUGUGCUUACAUUCCUUUUGCUUGAGUCUGAGUUAGAAUGCUUCAAGAAAGUGGAAGACUUGAUGGCAAACUAGAUGUGAUGUUAAAUGUGUGAAUGCAUUUGUGUCCAUGGGCUGCUCCCCCCCCCCCCCGAUCAAGUAAAACAAUAGAAUUACUUAACUGACCAAUCAUGUUGGUUCUGCCCCCCCAAAAAAAAUCCUAGCUACGUCCAUGCUUGUGUCUUUUAAAAAACAUACUUUCAGUGCAGCAGCUGCAAGAGGGGAUCAAGAUCAGGACUAUGGCACAUGAGGAGGGAGAGUUUUACCCUCCUACCAUAUCACAAUCAUGCUAAAACUGCCUUCUCUCUGAUGCUGUUAUUUACCGCCGGAGGGAAGCUGCCAGUUGCACCAAUGGUAGCCUUCCUCCCAGAGGCCCUGGGAGGGGGAAAUUAUAUCUGCUUGGACCACAGCAAAGGAGGUAAAUACUAAAUCUUCCUUGCUGUGCAACACAUUUCCAAUCAUAACCCUUUCACUGUGGGUAUUAAUUUCAUAGUUGAAAAUAGACAUAUUAAAUGAUUAAUGCAGUCUGCAGCCCAUUUGGUUUUACCCUGAGGAAAUGACUCAAUUUUCUUUUAACUUUAUCCUUAGCAUUAACAUAUGAUGUGGGUGGGUGGUGGGGAGACACCUUCUGUAGUCAGUUAGUACAAAAUUUACAAGGAUACCUUCACAGAGUGCUGUUGUACUUAGAUCCCGCUUUCCACAGGAAUCUCUGGUCAGCCACUGCGAGAACAGGAUACUGAUCUAGAUGGGCCAUUGGCCUGAUCCGGCACAUUCUUCUUAUUUGCUCUAUAAAUUUGGCAAUACUCAAGCAAAUUACUUGCUGAUUUAAUUUAGAGAUCAUAAAGCUAAGCUUAGCCACCAACUUUAGGAAUCAAUCUGUUACUAUCACAGUCAACCUUAUCACCUAAUGCAAAAAGAAAACAAAAUAGGAGGGAUCACACUGGUUUGCUUGAGAUAUGAUGGUAGCAUUUCAAAAUAUAUAUUGUGUUGGUCUAUUGGCUUUUCAGUGAGUUACAGUUCCCAUUUUCUUUUUCAGCCGCUUGGAGCCAGUGAUUACUUGGAAGUAGCUAUGCAUUUUGACCUAGUCUUUGUUCGUCACAUACCUGAGUUUACAAUGGCAAAAAGGACCCAAGCUCGCCGCUUCAUUACUCUUGUUGAUACUUUUUAUGACAAGAAGGUAAGCAGUCAGUUGGUAAAUUCUUACAGGAUGAAAGCAUAUUGAAUUGCUCUGGAAAUUAUCAGUAUAAGAUUAAUGGGUAAUGCAAGUUAAAUCUUCCUAUUUUCUCUCAUAUUUGCCUGCUGCUUUGGGAAAUUGGUUCCACAUGAGAUGACAGGGGUGAACAAGUCACGGGACAAUUUAACCCAGAUACAGUUUAGGUCAUAGGUCUUCAACGGGUGGGAGUUAAAUUUGGUGUGAUUUUAAUUUGGUGUGUUUUUAAUUUCCUGGAAUCAAAUGGCAAUGCCAAUCAAUUUCAUUAGGUGAGCUUGAGUUCCAGCACUAUAAAAGAAGAACGAAACGUUCUCUCUUGUUUUCUCCAAACCAGGACACAUAGAUAAAACAUUGCUGCUCACCAACUCCUAUCCCUGAAAAUCUGCAACUCCAAGGUGGAGUUUAGAUAUUAGAAAAUUGUUGGUAUAUUCUGCCCCAUGCCCCCAACCAACUCUGAGUCAAAAUAAUAUCUUUCCAAGAGAAAUGAUCGUGAUUCUUUUUUCUUGAUUGGUAAAAAGUCACAUCAUGUUUUGCAAGCCAAACAAUAGUUAAGUUGAAAUUAUCCACAAAGUUUUGUUUGCUGCUGUAAUUCCAGGGUACAGAUUUGCUUUGUUUUCGUCUUAUUUCACCUAGAGUCCCAGUCAUGAUUCGUUAUAAGUGAACAGACGAGUAAAGUGUUAAUGGGUUUGCCCCAAAGUGAUGAUAAUUUUAGAAGAAACAGCCACUCUUGGUUUUAGUCUGAGUUGUGGGACCUCUAAUGAAAUAGUAAUGAUAAAUGCAGCACUUAGCUUGGAUUUACAAAGGUUUCAAUCAUAGGAGCAAAAUCAGCAGUAUUAAAACAACUAAAAAAGGCUCUUUAUAUUUAAGCUGAUGUUUUAAAAAGUAAUGGAAGACAUUAAGCUUCACCCUAUGUGUGAUUAUAGCCACGCACUUAAAUAUUUAUGCAAUCAGGAAAUAUCGAUUGAGAUUAAAAACCUUUUUCAAGAAUGUCCUGGCAAAGAAAAAAACCCCACCUUUAGUUCAGCAAGAUAGUUGGGACUUAUCCAGACAGUCUUAUCUUUUUUAGUAAAUGAGUUAAAUGCAGCUCACUUUUUCUGGUGAAUCCAGAUGUCUUUUCUCAAAACUCCUGCAUUUUCCUCACAGUCAAACAACAAUAUUUUCUCACUGGACAUUAUGGUGAGCCACACACACAAGUAUGUUAUCUCACCUUGCCCAUUGCAAUUAUAAGUAUUAUUCUAGAAGUGUCACGAGCCCUGUUAGCUACUGGCUGUAUUUUAAAGCUGGGAGAGUGCUUGUUUUUUCUUCACUAGACAAUUGCCCUAUAAUAGCUACCAACAGUUUAAAAUAUACCGUACAUUGGCACCUGCAGCUUGUGAAAUGGCAGGCUGUGUACUAGAGGUUCUCAACUUUAUUAACUUUAUCUUCUUUUAAAAAAGGAUGCUAAAACUUAAAGGCUGACAACUAGCAACUCACAUUAAACGUAUUUUAGACCAUACCCCUAUUGGCCCCAGGCAGCAGACCAUCUAGAGGGCACCAGGCUGGGGGAGUCUGCUCUAGCACUUGUAGAACAAACAUCAUGAAGCAAAAUGCGCAGGUACCAUUUCAGGAAUUGUUUGGUGGCAAAGGAGCCUCCUCCCACCUUUCACUGUUUUUAGUCAGUGAGUAAAGUCACAGCUGUGAUUGAGGAGUGCUAUGGCGAAAUUUAGAAUUGCACACAUCAAAGAUGCCAAAAUGACAUCAGAAUUUCUCCAGGCAGUGUAGAAGGAAAUUCCCGGUUCACUUUGAAACUGUGUUUUGGUCUUCCUUGAUGUAUGUAUGCGUGGCUCUAUAUUGUUCUCUUGACUCAGAAAAUGGUCAUUUUGAAGCUGACAAAAAUUCCCUGGUAGAGAAGUGACAAUUGUCUAGAAAGAGGGAAAAAGAGAAAUACAAAACUGUAAUGUUGUGGUAGCUGGCUAUAGUAUUCCACCCAAAAGCAAAAGGUAGUAGCAAAAUUUAUUCUUUCUAACACAGGUUUCAUGCCAUGCCAAAAGAUAUAUUAUUUUGUAUUUAACAUUUCAGAAUUCCAUGAGUUACACUUAGCUUUUCAUAUUUUCUGGUGAUGCAUCUAUAAGCAUUAAUGUUGUUUUAAAAAAUAUAAUGACAAUAAAUCACCAAUUAAAUUUGUCACAACUGAAUUUAAUUCAUCUAACAAAGCAUAACCAAUUAGUGGCCUUAUUUCAGUUCAUUUCUGCCCUGCCUUCCAUUGUGGCACAGAGUUUCUAUAUUGUUUUACUACAAAAGGAAAGUAGCUUAUUGCAUGAUAAUGUUCAAUGAGCAUAAGUAUUUUAAAUUUGUGUGUGUGUGUCUGUGAUAAAGAGAGAGAGAGAGAGAGAGAGGGAGGGAGGGAGGGAGGGAGAGAAAGUGACCAUAAGCUAAAUGCUGUACAAAACCAGUAGAAAUAAAUGCCCUAAUGCUGACUGAGAUUCUUAAGAAUAGUAGAAGAAAAGAAUGGCCUACAUUUUGAUUUUGAGGAUAUUUAUUACAUAUAGGUUUUGAUGGCAAGAUGUUAUACCCAAUGACUAUGUAAAAGAAUUAAAGUUAGUGGUGAUUGUGUUAGAAUGGCACAUUUUUUAUAAAUGGGUUUAUGGUUAGUGUUUGUGAAGUGAAGAACGAAUGAUGGUACAGUACAAGCCACUAGCAUUCUGCAUUCUUAUGGAGAGCUACUUAUGCUUGGCAAAAUCAGAAAUCAUUUCAGUUGUUGUUUAUAUCAAAAUUGCUGCUUACACCAUACAAAAUGAAAACAUGGUGGAUUUUACAAAAUUCAAAUGGAGAAAUAGGAGCUAUAUAUGAUAGCACCUACAGCUUUUUCACUCUCUUCCAGGUACGUAUUGUUUGCUCUGCAUCAGCGCCACUCCAAAACAUAUUUAUUCAAGAAUCCCAUGAUGGUGGAUUGGACGAAAGUAGGGUAAUGAUGGAUGAUUUGGGGUUGAGCCAGGUAAGCACUAUGAUCAUUAGAGCCUUUGUUGCAGGGGAGCAUAAUUGGUUUUGGUCUGAGUGGUGGUGCUAGGAGGGCAGUGAGCAGCAAAAGCAUUUAACCGGUCAUUCUGUAGCUUUCUGGCAGGAUCAACGUUGCACCUUUUCUUCUGUUCCAACUUAAAGCAAUGCUAUUCAUAAAUGGCAUAACCAAUCCAUUUUAGCAUAAUUCUAGAGAUACUUCUAAUCUUUUACUCAGUCUGUGUUUCUAAUAUUUUAGAAAUAUUGGGUCAUGCUGCUGCUUUAAUACAUGUUCUUCAGAUUUAGUGCAGCUACAUUUAGCUUUGUACAUUGCACUUGUAUCAUCAUCAUCCCACCUUUUUCCUGGACUGGAACUCAAAGCACCUUAUUUUACUUGAGCCACCAUGUUGGGAAUCUGUUUAUUGUCUAAUAGGUGUGUUAUAAGUGUCUCUUUCACUCCAUGUUUACAAAGGAGAGAGCUGAUAAAUACUGCUUCCCAAAACUGAUAUGCACAGGAUUUGUAAUUAACUAACUUUUACUCAGAGUAGACCCAUUGGAAUUAAUGAGCCUAAGUUGUUGUUUAGUCGUGACCGACUCUUCGUGACCUCAUGGACCAGAGCAUGUUAGUCACGGUCAUUAAGCAAUUACUCUAAUUGUUGGUUGAAUACAACCCAGAAUACAAGAAGCUGUUGCUUGCAUUUCUGCAUUAUAGAUUAUAUUUCUAUUCUUACAUUAUAUAGUUUAUGAAUACUAAUACCUGACAGAAAGCUAAAUCAGAAGUUAGAAGCCUCAAGUAAUUUUAUCUAAGGCAAAUAGUUUCCAGUGUUUAUCCAGUAAAAAUAGGUUUCCUAAUAAGUAUUGAUUUCUAAUAAUGUCUCCCUUUUAUAUCUUAUAAAGAAAUGUGGUGGUUAUAAGCAACACUUUUGAAAAGUAAUUUAAGGGUUGCAGCUUAGUCCUCUUGUUGCUGAUCUUUCAGUGUAUGCUGUUAAUGCACAGUAGACUCACGCAGUUUUCUAUCUUAAAGAGUGCCAUUCACCUUGGUGGGGAAAAGCAUAAUGUUUUCAGAAUAUGAGCCAACACACAUUUUAAAAGCCUUGUCUUAGCAUGUUAUGUACUUGAGAAAACUUGCUUUCAUUUUAGUCCUGCUGUGAGGUGAAAUUCAAAGAAAGUGAGAGGAAUGUUUUGUGAACCCAGUCUGUUAACUCCUAACUGAUAAGGAUAAAAAAAACCACAUUACUGAAUAUAUGUUAAACACAAGUGUCUCUGAAAGAUCUCUGUCAUACAAAAAUGUUGUACAAAACUGUGAUGCACAAACUGCACAAAUGGGGGGAGGUGGGAAUGGAAAGAGAUUCAUCCUCACGGUACAUUGGCCCCUGCAGGGCCAGCUGUGUUAUGGUGAUAUUUAGACCUACUGUUUUGUUGUGGCUUUACCACUGGCAAAGGAAGAUAUAGGUUAAUUGUUAUCAUAGAAUAACUGUGUGCUUUUCAGUCAGCCUCUGUAUUUGGGGUGGCGAACCAGAUGUUAUUGAACUGCAACUUACAACAUGUCCGACCAUUGGCCAUGUUGGCUGGGACUGAUGGGAGAUGGAGUCCACCAACAUCUGGAGGGCCAUUGGUUCCCUAUCCCUAUGAGGGCAUCAAACAUGCCACUGUAGACAGUAAAAAAAAAAGUUACAUGGGCAAUACCAUUUUAUUGCACAAAGACUGACACAUCAAGUCAUCCAAAUAGCCUUUAUCUGUGUAGACGAAAGGAUGUGUGCCAUUCAAUGUAAGCAGUGUGUGUGUGUUUUACUAUUAUCAACCACAGAAAACAGUUCCAGUCCCUAGUCUUGGAAUAAAUAUUUUUAAAGCCUCUCAAACUUCUGUCUAACUGGAAAAUGUUUGUGUGCAUGUAAUAAAGUGUCUGUUUUAGAGUUAGCUAGCUGAAUUGUGCCUGUGUUUCACAAACAUGUAACAUGUAAUUUCACAAACAUGUCCAGAGACCUGCAAUAUCACCAAAAAAAUAUUGCACAGAAGCACAGCCAAAAGCAGCAACUGCAAGGUGCUGCUCCCUGUAUUCUUUUUUCAAUAUUUAAGAAUAGUUUUGUUCCACAAAAGCAUGAUUGCAGAAGAAAGGGAGCUCGAUAGUUAUGAAUUGCACACAAACCUGGGGGAUGAGGUGAGUGGAGAGACUGUGAAUAUGUGGGCUCAGGCCACACUGCAAGUUUGAGAAGUCUUUCAUUUUCUGGUUUCCUUUUAAUGCUUCCUGCAUUUUUAAAAAAAUGUUCUUUGCUUCCAUCUCUCUCUAGGAUUCAGCUCAAGGACUUUCGAUGUUCACGGGAGAGGAGGAGAUUUUUGCCCUUCAGCGUACCAUCUCACGACUGACUGAAAUGCAGACUGAGCAGUACUGGAAGGAGGGGGACAGGAGCAACCAAACACAGUUGCAAAAAGACUAGCAAAACACAAAUAGUAGUUGUAAAAAAGGAGAGUUCUAACUCAAUGCUGAAUUAUUUUUAACAUGCACACUGCCCAAUUUUGCACCUUACUUCCUAAACAUCUGCCUCUUUAUGUGUUAACAAGGGACAGGUUACAUGCUGGAAUGCUGGUGGGAACAGUUUUAUGCCUGUGUGUGGAAGUCCAGCCUAACAUGAAGUCUUUCCUGACCAAGAAUCCAAAUCCAGUUUUAAUCUACAAAUUAUGUGGAAAGAAGUGGCACAUACAGUUUAUGGUCUGCAUUUGUAUAUCAUACUUGAAAAACUACAGCUUGAACAAAUGGUAGGCUCAAACCAGGCAAAUUAAAUACAUAUUAUUGGACCCGCCUAUCUCUAGUAUUUUGGUUAUAGAUAACUGCACCUUCAGUACUCUUGAAUUUUUUUUUAAUGAUUCUGGGCAGCAACUGAAAAAAAUCAGUUUCUCAUUUUACUAAGUACAAAAUCACAUAAUUGCAUUUAGGUAGCUCUGCCAUUCUAAAUACAUUUCUUAUUUCUGCUUGCCUACUGCCACGGUAGACCCAUUUAUUGUUAUUCCAUUGCCUGUAUGUGUGACCCCCGUCUCAAAUUCUUCUGAUAGGGAGGGUGCAAAGAGAAAAUAAAAGUGGAAUUUCAGAACCAAGAGUAAAAAAUGCCAUUAAGUGGAUAAAUAUCGUAGCAAAAAUGAACUCACUGUGUCUUCUAUAGGCAGACCAGAUAGGACAAUCUUACAAGAUUUGAAGUGAACUUUGUACUGGUAGUGAAAUGAACUUUAUAUUGGAAUUUGACUAAGUUGUCCUCCUUCCCGCCUGAUGCUGAGGAUCUUUUCAAGCAGCUAUGCACAAGACAGUAAGUACAAAUCUACACACACUCAUAUACCCGCCACCACAAUGCAUUGAUCCUUCUACACCAGAUAGUCACCAUUGCCACAUGUAACAUUGGUGGAUCAUGCUCUUUUACUGAACAGCACAGGAGAAAGCAAUGCAAACACAGAAACAUCUCUUAGCAGUUCAACCACCCAUCAGUCAUGAUAUUGCUUUACUAAUAAGACCACCCACAUUGUUCAUUUAGGGAAGGUACCAGUCAAUGAAUGGUGUUGGUAGCAUAACUCUUGGAUACCCAGUGUACACCACAAACAAUGCACAGUCUGGCAUCCUCAAAGGCACACAUCCCAGUGCAGACCACCAUGGUGCAGUAAGCAGGAGCACCAAAACUGGCUUAUGAAUAUAAAGGUAGAAUAGGUAUAUAAACUCAUAAACCUACUAAACAAUGAGCAGGAGGUCAACACUGAUAGUUAUGGCUAUUUACUCCAGGGCUAGUUAAAGACAAUGUCUUGCAGUGGACAAAUGCAGACAACCAGCAAGCAGCCACCAUUUUGUGAGUUAAAUAGGGCCAUACAUAGAAAGAGAAACCAACAUUCCUUCCAUAAUAAUUGCCCAUGGGCUACUUGAGAAAUCAAAUCCACUAGGAAAAAAUACUUCCAGACAGGCAAUACAAACAGUAUAACCACUUUUGUUUGAAGGACACAAGCUGUUUUCAAGGUAGAAAGCUGUAUGACAAGGAAAAGGAGAAAAGGGAUUAUAUUGUGGGUGCUCUGCUAGCAAGAAUGACAUCAGCCGCAAAAAGCGGCGGGGGGGGGGACUGAACUAGAAACCAUCCUUCCCACCCCAUAGACCUGUUUUCUAUCCUCACAGCCACAGGAACAGAAAGACGUACGAUGAGGUCUUUGUCAUCUUCCAGAGGCAAAGGUCACAAUAACUCCAGCCAUAUUGACCAAGAUUGACGAAGUUUUAUGUGGACCCAUAAACACACAUUGUGUCAGUCCUGAUCCCAAAGGCAGCUGAGCUAAGUUACAAUACUUUUACUAAACUUCAUAGGUGGAAGAUAGUUCUGAUAGCUUUGUGAACACAAAGGACUGUGCAUUUGAUGGUGAGAAAUAAGUACAUUUCCCCCUAUUGUUUCCCCUCCAUGCUGGGUACAGCUGUAUCUGCUGUAGCAACUGUCUGCCAGGCACGCUUAAGAAAAAGUUACCAAUUCCACAUUGCAGUAGCUUGAUUCCCACGGAUCACUGCUGGAUUUGUUGUAGGCCGCCUCUUAGGCAAUGGGGAAUAACCUUGUUUCUUCACCUCUUGGAAGGUUUUCUGUAGAGAGCCAAGUGAGACACAGGGACAGCAAUGAGUAAUAGUUAGCAACUUCAUCAGUGUAUGUAGGCAACCAAACCAAACUGGAAUAUUUAUUUUACUUCUUGAAAAUUGUAUACUACAAAUACCUGCGGAAGCCCUUCCAAGAUGCCGAAGGACAACGUGUAAGAAAUAAUUGAAUGUGGAAGAUUAUUGCCAUAAUUGUAAAAUCCAUUUUAUGUGUACAAGCCUUGUGGUACACAAAGUAUAAAUAAAAAUGUCAAUUAUAUUUAAAGCCUACUACCAGCAUCUAGUUGCAAUAUCAUAAUAUUUCAAGGGAAAGGGUGUGGCAAUUUAAUAUACUCCUCCUCCUCCUUUUCCCCCAUUAACCUCUAUUCCGUGAACCCUCUGGAGCAGAUUUUGAGGAUGUGCUGUAAGGUGGAGAAGAGUUCCACUGUGCAGGUGGAAGUCUGCUGAAUUUGUGGAAUAGCAACAUUGGAUACAGCCCUAAGAAGUAAGCCCCACUGAAUUUGCUUGCAUUCAGCUGAAUACAAAUGCACAGGACUGAAAUGUUAGCUAUGAUUUUGCCACAGAAGGCGACAACUAUGCUGUCGUAUUAUGGAUAUGUGUGCAUAUGCAAACCACCCAAAAGACUCAACCCCAAGUAAAGAGUGAGCCCAUAAAGAUCAUCCAUAUUAAAAAUUGUCCAGGGGUUAUUAUUAAACAUCAGGUAUUAUUUCAAUUUAUCAAUGUUUCCAUUAGAAAAGACUGGUGGUAACUUCCAUUCCAAUAUACUAAAAAUAGAUGACAGCCUCUUGUUCUCACAGUAGAUACCUACGGGAAACCCACAACCAAGGCCUGAGCCCAACAGCACUCUCCCUGCUUGUAAUUCCCAGCAAGUGGUAUUCAGAGGCAUACUUGAAAUAGCACAUCCUGGCUAGGAGCCAUUUAUAACUUUAUCUUCCAUGAACCUGUCUAAUCCCCCUUUAAAGUCUAUCCAAGAUGGUAUGUCCUUAGCCACUGGUCAUGCUUGCUGAUGGGACUGAUGGGAGUUGUAGUUCAGCCACAUCCAGAGAUCAAAGGUUCCCCACACCUCCAUGGGAAAAGGGGGAAAAUAAAUCUGUCUACAUUAUAGCAUUAAGUCCUUUGGAUGAUAUCCAAGCCUUUGCUUCCUACAAUGUUUUCGAAAAUCCUAGCAAUGAACGUAACACUCUUGAGAGAAGGAAAUGUGCAUCUGUCAACCAUCAGUGGGUAGUUGAUGGACUAUGCUGAAAUGGCAAAAUUAACUGGGAAGCUCAGGAAUCAAGAAGACAAGAACUUUAAAAAAGAAUGAGAAAAGUUUAUAAUUUAUAUACAAGAUCACUGUAACAGGUUAAAACAUUGGCAGGAUUUUAAACACGCUUGUAGUGUAACAGAAUGUAUGAAUAAUUUAGAAAGAUAAAAAUUGGGAAAGUAUUGAUAUGCAGUGGAGAAUAGGAUCAAUAGGACCCAUGGAAGGGAUGGGGACAAGUCAGGGGAUUCAGAGUAAUCUCGAUAUUCGGAUUCUGAAUUGGUUUUGUUGUAUGUUUAUAUUUUUGAAAAUUAAAAAAAAAUUAAAAGAAAUUGUGCAUCUGUAGGUGCAGCUCAGUUUUCUACAAUAUUGUUGGUAGCCCAACAAAUGAAAAGAUUUUGCUAGAAAAAUAAUUGGGGAAAAGAGAAUAAAUCAGUAACCAUGCUCUCCUCCACCCCAGAAAACAGAAACUGACACUGAGAAAAUUUAAAGAUGCUUUUUGUCACUAAUCUCCCAGUCAUGAUAAACAAAAAGUUAUGAAAUGGGCAGGACCUGCAAACAGGAAAUAUUUAAUAAAGGUUCAAGAGAACUGAAAACAAGUUAUUUGUUUGUCUACACUGAGUUUUAUUGCCCUGCAAGUGUAUUUUAUUGCCCUGAAAAACAUUUUUUUAAAAAAAUAAUAUUUAUUCAUAAUUUCAGAAUUACAGAAGAAAAUAAAAAUAAAAAACAACACUACAAUACAUAAAAAGAAGAAAAAACACAAAACAUAAAAACCAGUACAACAAUACAGCAAGAAAGAAGAUAAAAAAGGGGGAAAAAACACAAAUCCCAUGUUACAUAUCUUUAACUUCCGUUUGCUUGUUUCAUUGACCUCCUCACACCUCCCUUUUUGUAUUCUAGUUUAGUUAGUUAUUUCAGCAAAUUCUUUCCAUCUUUCUCAAUUUUUGUUAAAUAAUUUAUCUUAACAAUUUAACCUGUUAAUUAACUCGACAGAUCCUUUCCAUCUUUCCCCAUAUUCUGUUAUUCAAAUUACCUUAAUUUAUUUAACCUUAUCUUACCAUAAAAUACCUUAAAGCUUAAAACUUAAUACUCAGUUAUACAUAACUCCUGAUAUCAUUUCUGCUAGAGUCAUAUAGUUUCAUUCCAACAUUUUCCCUAAUAUUCAUUAAUUUUAGGCUAAUUCUCUAAAUAAGAAUAUUUUCUUUAUAAAUUUUCUUCCAAUCUUCAUCCAAUGUCUCUUCUUCCUGGUCUCGGGUUGUGUCAGUCCUUACUGUCCAUUCCAUCUAGUCCAUCAACCUGGAAGUCUUAUGUCCGAGGCCCUUAAGUCUCUUCCAUGUCCCUUCUGCAGAUCUUCUUCUUCUUGUUUAUGCUUGCACUUUUCCUUGUCUUUUGUUGGUCUCUUUCUUAAUUUCUUUCCUUUCUCAUUGAGGAGUAGGUCUCUGGGGGGUUCCAACCCAAAGUUAUCUCCGUCUCCCUUCAUCAAACCAGCCCAUUCCCCACAGUCCCACUCCCCACAGUCAUCAAUAUAAUCCAAAAAAUAUUUACGAGCAUCUUUCGAAGUCUCUCCAAAGUUAAAAACCUCCUCAGCUCCAGACUCCCCCUGGCCUACUCCAACUUCAAUCUUCAAAAUCAGCGGCUUAUGCUCCUGUAGGGCCUUAGUCCUCUCCAUUUGUAUUAUUUGAGGUGCAACCGCAGCCUCCUUCAUUAUCUUCUGCACUUGCCCAAUCAAUACAGGUUCCUGAGUUGGAUCCUGGAUGGUUUCUGUAUCACUAUUCACUAUUUGUCCACAGUUAUUGGCCACAACAGUCAUCAAAUCCAUUUUCUCAUUCAUCAAAUCCAUCUUCUCAUGCAUCUGUUCCAACUAACCACUUGUCUUGCAUAGAGCAAGCACCAAAACUUCUUUCCAGCUCAUAUUUAGUCAAGGUCAAAAGGACUAAUCCCACGAUCUUAAUCUCACAGCUGUGGAAUCCUCAAGUAGACUGCAGCAACAAUUUAGCAGGCUCCCUCUAGGGGAGACAAUUUCUAUUUGUAUCCAUCUUUUUAAGGCAAGUCCAACAAAGGAAAAUUACUUUCAUUUUUCAGAUAUUUUGUUUCUUUAGAAUGCAAAGGGCAACAUUGGAAUCAGUUUAUUUCUCUUCUUCAGCUAUCUGUCAAAGUAUUCCAUUCACAGUCAAUGAACCUCUCCAGCAAUUUCUGUCUCUGACACCCCGUUCCCAGGUUAGAGAUGGUGGAAACUUAUCUUUCUUCACUCCUCUCCUGCAGGCGUUACACAAAGUCCCCCCUUUUCUCCUGCUUCCAAGGGGGUUUCAGUAGUUAUAAAUGAAGGAAAUUUAGGCUUUUUUAACGACUUUCCAGGCUUUAGUUUACAAGGUUUUUGCUUUAGUCUAUGUACAAAAAGCGGAAGGCGGACUUCCUGUUUUGAACCUUCCCGCUUCGAUGUCAAAUUAAGAUAUUUCUUGAUCCAAUUUUCCGUUUCUACUCGCGGGUACUUGUUUUAGAUCCAAUUGUCCACAGGAAAAAGUCAGCGCUCUCCGGCGAUGGCUAUGCGGCUUCACUCCGUGAAAGUAGCAGUCAGUUCGCAGCGCCGCGCUGCUCACCCCACUUCACUCCGGAAUCCCAAAAAGGGGUUCCCCGUGAGUAGGGGGGGCGCUCCUGGUGCCCUGCCGAACCCCACGUUCCCAGGCUUCCUCCGCCUGGGAUUUCUAGCGGGUCCCCACCUUCACCGCGGUGGGAAGACCCAGUUUCCACGGAGCCAGUUCCUCCGGUCGGAGGAACUCCGCCAUUCGCUGAUGGCGCUAACCCAGAAGUGCCUGAAAAACAUUUUUUUAAAAAGAAGGUGCAGCCUGUAAAAAAAGAGUGAACAAUGGAUGGCAAUUCCAGGAAAAAGUGGUGGUGUGGAAACAAUCAUCUUCAGGUCAAAAGAACUUCAGAAAUUUGAAUUCUUUGAUACCAGAAUAGAUUAUGCCAUCUUCAUUCUGUUAUAUUCCAGCCACAACCUGUUUUGUAACUCAGGUACAUGCCAAUCAUAUUUAUUUAUGAUAACAAAAAAUAACUGCAGUUAUAGUUGUGUGAUACAGGGCACUGGGAUAACACAUUCCCCUCAGUUAAAGUUGCAUCUCAAUAUAAUGUUCUGAAAUUGAUAUUGUUACUUGUAGCUGAAAGCUGUGAAUUUGCUGUCUGUUCCUGAAUGCAGUUUUAAGGAAACACCAGAAGAACAGACUCCAUAUGUCAGCAUCUAGCACCACCAAGUGUUCAACUCAGUUUGUCUGCAGCAGAGCUCAAGAAAACACAUGUCCUUUUCUCUGUGCACCAUCGCAAGGUACAAUCUGUGAUGCUAGAAGCCUCCCAUUGCUUUUAAAUAGGCCCACCCAAGAGCAUCUUGGAGGACAGUACUCUGUUUGAAGAGCUGCCGUGUGACCAGGAAUUUGCCCAUCAACAGCUCACACCAAGACACCAAACUCUGCAAGCACAUGAGUCACUAUGUACGGUAAGUUCUCCUCACCAUGUUGAGAUGUAUCAGAAAUAGCUAUUACAGUGGUACCUCGAGUUAAGAACUUAACUCAUUCUGGAGGUCCGUUCUUAACCUGAAACUGUUCUUAACCUGAAGCACCACUUUAGCUAAUCGGGCCUCCUGCUGCCUCUGCGCGAUUUCUGUUCUCAUCCUGAGGUAAAGUUCUUAACCCGCGGUACUAUUUCUGGGUUAGCAGAGUCUGUAGCCUGAAGCGUCUGUAACCCGAGGUACCACUGUAUUUCUAAACUUGUGUCUGAAUGUAGGCAAAUUUGUAUUCCCCUCUGUCCUCUUUUUUGUACUUUUAAUGCUUUCUCACUUUUUAUAUUAACACAUAGUAGCCACAGUUAGCCUUCCUUAGCCCUCAGUAUUAUUUUUCUGAGGUGCACACAUUUUAGGAGAAUGGCGACGUUCCUUUCAUCAGGCUUUUGAAGGUGACAAAGCAUAAUCUGCCUGACAUUAGUUCGUAGGGGAUCCUCUGCUAUAUUCUUUUUUUUAUUUUAUUUUUUUUCUUUUUUAUUGAUGUUUCCAUCAGUUUUAUAACAUACAUUGAUGUGUCUCAGUGAGCAAGAGUCAACUAAGUUGCUGCAGGUGCAGAAUGAGUUCUGCACAGUGAGACUCUCCCCUCCACAUGCCCCGUGUCCCCCCUAAAUCUGCUCUGGGGGGGUUGAGGGGAAACAUAGAACAGGUUUAGGAGAUGAACAGGAAGAGGAGAGGGUGGGCCUCACUCCCUGUGUGCUUACCCCACUUAGCAUGAUGUUGAAUUCCACCUAUUAAGUUCUGCAUCACCCUGUAACCGUACAGUUAAGGGUAACAAAGUAAUACCUAAAUAAAUAAAAUUAUUGGCCCAGCUCUGUUUAUUGUUCGUCAGGGAUCAGCCACUGCCAACUUUCCCACUCUUGUGCUGUCUGAAAGAAAAAAAAGAUUUUCAAAAAUUCUUAAAUGGGUUAGAACCAAAAUGCUAUGUUCUAGAACUGUAAUUGUCAUUGAAAAUGUCGUUGUCAUUAAAAUCCUCAAACAAUGAAGGAAGGGGGGUUGCACAUCAAUGCUUGUCUUAGGAAUUCUGGGAACAACCCUGGCUCCAGGUUCAGGUUCCUGGUAUACAUGGUAUAGCAUGGCUGCCCAAAUUUAUUCAUGGUGUUGAUUUAUCACUCUGGUGUGGAUAAGGCUGCCAAUGGCUGCAAGUCAGGGUGGCCAUAUACUACCACCAAGAUCAGAGGUGCCAUGCCUCUGAAUCCCAGGUACUGGGGAACAGCAGUAGGAGAGAGGAGACCUCACUCUCAUGUCCUGCUUGUGGGUUUCCCAAGGCAUCUGAUUGGUCACGGUGGGAAACAGAAUGCUGGAUUCGGCUCUUAGUCAGAUCCAGCAAGACACUUCGUACACUCUUAAAAGAUUGUUCUUUUAUUGUUUUUAGAAAGGUGGUCACCAGUUGAUCAUAAAACAACAAUUUGUUUAUUAUUCCCUGGAACUCAAGGCAGCAUACUCAGACCCUCUAAGUGUCCCUAUUUUCCAGGGAGAGCCCCAGAUUUAUGGAAGCUGUCCCGGUUUCUGAUGUGAUCCCAGAAAGUCCCACUUUUCCUUAGGAUUUUCAUCGGAGAAAUGUUGGAGAGUAUGGAGUUAUGCGACCCCUGAGCCAUCUGAAGGCAGCCCUAUAUAGGGAAGCUUUUAAUGUUUAAUGUUUUAUAAUGUUUUUAUAUAUGUUGGAAGGCACCCAGAGUGGCUGGGGCAUGCAUAGUAUAAUAAUAAUAAUAAUAAUAAUAAUAAUAAUAAUAAUAAUAAUAAUAAUGGUGGUGGCAUGGGACAUCCCUAUUUUCAUCAGAGAAAUGUUGGAGGGUAUGCAUACUUUUGAGUUUCCAAGUGGUCCUCCGCUGGCACUGAGAGGACUUAGAUCUGCCUGGCUUCAGCAAGAUUGCUGCAGUCAGCCUUCAGGCCACACCCUGGGACCAUUAUGGACAAAUAUAUUCCACGCAUGUAUGACUUAAUUAAUUAAUCUAUUUGUCUGGAGAACUGCAAGAUUAUGGUUGUGAAAAUUCUACAUUUGCUUGCUGGACGUUCAAGACCUAGAAUUUGACUGCAAGUUUGAAUGCAGCCACAAGAUGGCAGAAUAUAAUCACUGUUAUUCAGGAACAAGUGCUUCUGAGUUCACUCUAUGAGAGGGUUGGUUGUAUCUUCAUUUCACUGUGAUGUUUAAGGGACCGCAUGUCUAACGGGCUCAGAUACUCUCAAAAAUAAUCAUAGCGUAUCUUUUAUGUUAAGAAUCUACCAGUGUCAAUGCAGGAGCCUUGUUGGGUAAGACACCACAGUUGAUGGGGUAGCUUUUACAAGAAUUCCCCUGAGGACUGAAUACAUUGGGGGUCCAUAAGAACUCGUGCUAAAUAAAUGUGGAAUAAACAGGAUGUCUGGAGGAGCUCUUAGAUCCCCUGGGGUCCAUCCCCCUCCCCAUACACACACACCUUUGUCACUGUCAGAUUUUAGGUGUCUCUAACAUUUUACUCCUGCCACAGGGCUUUUGUGCACAAGGCAGCUCUCACUGGGAAGAGUUUCUCCCCUCUUUUUAAAUCAGCAUCAGCAGACACACCCAAUUCCUGGGGAGGGUCCUAGCAUGCCAAAACCUCUGUUGCAUCUUUGGGUGGUUCUGUUCUACUGCUCUGCUUACUAGCAUGGAUGGAACUACAAAGUCUUUGGAAGUUCAAAAUCCACAGCCCUGAACACCAUGGCAGAUUCUAUAAUAUCCAGUCUACUUGAACUUGAUUUUUCAUGGCAUGGUGAGCCCUUCUUAAUAACAGCAACACUAGUUGAUUGCAUAAAGCUGGUGUCAGAAAGCCAAGCCUUGGGCUUCACAUACUCAUUAUAUUUCCCAUUCAAUUAUUGUUUUGGUUGUUAGCACUUGAAGCAAAGACGAAAGGUGGGGUAUAAAUCCCUAAAACGAACGAACGAAUAAAAGUGACACAUUUCCAAUAAAUCAAUUGGUUGAUGACCCUUUCAUUCAGGCUGCAGACACUUGCUGGGGAAUUAGCCUCCUUGGAGAAGUAAGUGGGGCUUACUUCUGAGUAAAUAUGCAUGGGAUUGUGCAGAUAGUUUAAAAAUAGUGCAAAAGAGAACAAAUGGGAACCCUUCAAGCAGCUGCAGCCAAGAUACUAGCUGUACAGUGUAUCUUUGUACGAUGUUACACAUCAUGCUUAGAUACCACUCUGCAUUUUAGAAUCUGGGAGAUAUUUUAUUGCAGUAAUAACUAUUGAAGAAGAGGAGGAGGAGGAGGAGAAAGAGGAGGAGGAAUUAAUUAGCCACAAUGUUAAAAUAGGACCACUCAAUGCCAGUCAUCUACUGAGUGUACACAUUGAGUGUCAGGAUGCCCACUGGCAUGAAACCACCAAAUUUGAUAAAAUGAGGAGGUAAAACCAUGGGGCAGGGGGUCUCCAUGAAUUGUGCCCUGUCCAAGGGCCUCCAAAACUGAGACUUGGCACCUACGCAGUGGCUUUCUAUGGUGGACAAGCAAGAUUCAGAGCUUAGGUAAGAGCUUAGGAAGCUGCCAAACUGAAUCAGACCCCUAGCUGGUCCACCUAGUUCUGUAUUGCCUAAAUUGACUCUCCAGGGUUUCAGACAGGAGUCUCUCCCAACCCUACCAGGAGAUGCCAGGGAUUGAACCUGGGAUGUUAUGCCUGCCAAGCAGAUGCUCUGAGCCACAACAAUUCCCAGCCUUACACUCGCCCCAGCUCAACAUCAGAAGAUCAAAUCCUGAACAGGCUAGCCAAUGUGGUGCCUUCCAGCCAGCAUGCCAAUGGUCAGGGUUGCUGUAGCCCACAGCAUCUGGAGGGCACCAUGUUGUCUGCCCCUGCUUUGACUCUUUCUGGUGUCCCCUGGCCAGCCCUGUUCUGUGUCCUCUUAUCUGCUUCACAGCUUCCUCCCAUCCCCUUUCUGGAGGGCUGCUUCCAUCUAGUGGGUCAUUUAGAGGCUCUGCAUCUAAGCAGCAAAGCAAGCGCUGGCUGAGUUCAGAGUUACCUUUAUCAGCCAAAGAAAUGUCAAGCAGCAGCAGGAUCUUUGCCAAAGGUCUACGAGGGAACAAGGUUAGGGUAGCACUUAGAGUACUUUUCAAAGAAGACACAAUAACCACACAGACAUCAGCCAUGUCACUGUUUUCCACUCUGUGUCCUCGGGCAACUUAGUGGAGAAAUUAGAAGAGAGGCUUUGGGGCUAUCCUUCCAAAGCAUCCCUGACAUAGGAUCUAAAAUUCACUAUCCACAUAGGGUACUGGCACUGUGGUCUAAACCACUAAGCCACUUGGGCAGGCACCCCCAAACUCGGCCCUCCAGAUGUUUUGGGACUACAACUCCCAUCAUCCCUAGCUAACAGGACCAGUGGUCAGGGGGUGUUUGGGGGUUGCUGCUCUUGGGUCUGCUGAUCAGAAGGUCAGCAGGUCGAAUCUGCAUGAUGGGGUGAGCACCCAUUGCUUUGUCCCAGCUUCUGCCAACCUAGCAGUUCGAAAGCACACCAGCACAAGUAGAUAAAUAGUAGAUAAAUAGGUACCGCUGUGGCGGGAAUGUAAACGGCGUUUCCAUGCGCUCUAGCAUUCAUCAUGGUACUCUGUGCACCAGUAGCGGUUUAGUCAUGCUGGCCAAUGACCCGGAAAGUUGUCUGUGGACAAACGUCGGCUCCCUCGGCCUGAAGCGAGAUGAGUGCCAUACCCCAAAGUCGCCUUUGACUGGACUUAACUGUCCAGGGGUUCUUUACCUUUAACCUACUUUGCUAAUAUAAGAGAGGGGUGAAAACAGAUAAGGGCCAGGAAAGACAUAAACAGUGGCCCGUAGCACAAAUCAUGUACAAAAACAGCCACACAAGAGAUGCCAGCACCAGAAAAGUCUGGCAAGAGGAUGCUUGUUCAUACAAGCUGUGAGACUGAGGUCAGGAGGGUUUGUAUAACAUGUGGGUAAGUGUUCACAUUUUAAUCUAGCCUAGAGUGAAUGAAAAGAGAAAUAUCAAGAAGUAGCCAGGAUGAGGGUGGAGUCCACGCCCGUCUUUGUAUAAGUGUUCUUGAUAAGCAAAAAGGUUGCAUGACAAAAAUAGUGGCGGGGGGAUUAAAGGGUUGGUGUGAUUUAAGGGCUGCUUAACUAUGCCAGAGUUACCAACUUUCUAAAGCAGACAUGGCUCCUGUGUGGUUAACUGCAGUUGAUCUACAGACAUUAGCAGGCUGUGAUGCUUAUCUCCAUGUCAUGGAAAGCUACAGGCUGGUUUCUGAAGAUCCAGUUGUUGUCAUAGGCACAGGAGCAGCCCAAGCACUUCUUUUAUAGUCAAUCAGCAACCCUAGGAAGCUGCCAUUUUGGAGGAGGAGAAGCAACAAAUAAGAUGGGAGUGCUUACCAUAGCUGUCAACUUUUCCCUUUUCUUGCGAGGAAUCCUAUUCGGAAUAAGAGAAUUUCCCUUAAAAAAGGGGGAAAGUUGGCAGCUAUGGUGCUUACCCCUUUCCCUGCCCUAAAUUACCCUACCACAACUCCCAGAGCAACCAAAAUGGAGGCGGGAAAGUGGUUCAGGGAACAUUUGGGGCAAGAAAAUGGGUGGGGAAAGGGUUAAGAACCACCUCCUAACACAAAACUACUCAACUCCUGAUAGGCCCGUCUGGAAGUGACCAUUUCUUCUUCUAAAGUGUUUUCAAUGUGUUUGUCCAUAAUAUGUAGCCCUACCCACUGUAGAGGGGAGAUAAAAGCGCUGAAGAGCGUUAGGUGUAUCUGCCCCUAAUGUCUGUUCUUAGCAAGAUAUCAGUCCAUUAAUCUGCUCUCAGCCCAUGGCUUUCUAUGCUUCUAUCAUAGAAAGGAAUAGGCACAACAAUAUUAUGAGGGCAUUUGAAACCAUGGAUUCCUUUAAAAAAAAAAAAAGCCAGGUUCUCAGGGUAACUGGAUUAUAGCAAUAAAGAAACACAAAGCACAGAUCUGGAAGGAAGCUGGCUUGGUGCUCAUCCAAAUGUUAAAUGACAGAGGAUAAUCUUUUCUCUCUCGUUCUAAUGGCCAUUUUGCUUGGCUAUCAUGGAAGCAUGGGAGCGUGCCCCUGAUGGCUCUGAUCCUUUUAUCUGGCCUAACAAAGUUAUACAACAGGUCAUGACCUAGGCAAUAUGAUUGAGUGAAAACCAGUUCCUCUAAAUUGUAUGCUUAGAAAAAGAAUGCUCCCAAUUCCUUGUAUCUCUGUAAAAAUAUAUAUAAUCUGCACUAAAAGGCUGAUCAGAAGGCUGAUUCCCCCCCCCCCCGGCUUUUCUGCACUGGUUUAGCUCCCCCAGCCUUUCUGUACUGGUUUAUAGAAAUUUGCUGCAAAAAUCCCCAGAAAAGUUUGGAACAAUAUUCCUAUUAAAUAUUAUAACUUGGUCCAUGCCUCUGUUGACAUUUAAUACUGCAAUCCUAUGCAUGUUUACUUGGAAGAAAGUCCCAGUGCAUUUAAUCACGCUUGCACCCAGGAAAGUAAGUAAUAAUGAUUGCAGCCCAGGAAUAAGUUCCAAUGACUAUAGUAGAGGUGUGUAUACAAUGCCAUCUUAAAACAUAGCUGGGUUGUUCCAAUUUUCAAUUCAGAUCAAAGCUGGUUUGGGACAAAAUACAGUAUUUCAUAAGAAAUGACAGGAUAGAUACAGGAUACAUAUGGAUUGUGGCUAACAUGGUGUGGGCACCACUUUCCAACCCAGUGGGGGGAGCAUAGUAGAUGCAAAAUACAGUGGUACCUCGGGUUAAGAACUUUAUUCGUUCCGGAGCGGAGGUCCAUUCUUAACCUGAAACUGUUCUUAACCUGAAGCACCACUUUACCUAAUGGGGCCUCCUGCUACCGCUGCACCGCCACUGCACAAUUUCUGUUCUCAUCCUGAAGCAAAUUUCUUAACCCAAGGUACUAUUUCUGGGUUAGCGGAGUCUGUAACCUGAAGCGUCUGUAACCCGAAGUACCACUGUAAACAGAAGAGUGUACAGACUCAUUGGGCUGAGUUCCUGUGACAUCUUGUGCACACAUCUUAAGCCUUCAGGAGCUGGUGUACGCCUUGCCCAGCAAAACAAGACAGAGAGCUUAAAAGCUCCUUCUAUGCCGGGAAAACCCAGCAAGGCCUACUGAGCACACUGGCUCCGGAAGGCAGGAGAUGCUCAGGUAGGGGUGGUUCCAAGGGGGUGGUUUGAGUACAUGCAUUUUUGUGUAUACACAGAACCCUUGGAACUGAAUCCAACAUGUAAGAUGUGGCCAUACUGUACUUUUAUAGUUGUGUGUUGAGACAGGAAGUGAAUUUUUAUUUUAUUUUUUAGGAAGAGGAGGGCAGGCAAUAUGAGGAGGGCAGGCAAUACUAAGUACACAUCAGCAGUGUGAGUUAAUAAAGUUGUGUGGUCAAAUUUUGAAGGUUAAAUCUUCCAUGAGAUUCUCAGUUUUUUCAGAUGAAAACAGCAAGUAUUUCUGGCACAGAACAACUAUCUCUAGUGGUCCAAAACCUGGUUUGGGAAGACUAAACGUAACAGCCAUGAUGAGGUGUGGGCUCACGUCAUUAAGCGCUUUACAGGUCAAAACACCUUGUGCCUAGAAACUAAUGGGAAGCCACAGAUGUUGGAGCACAUGUGUAAUGUUCUCUGGGUGAUUACCUAUCAAGGGAUUGGUACCACAUUCUGAACAAACUGAAGCUUCCAGACCAUAACCAAAGGUAGCACCAUGCUAAUAACAUUAUAGUAGUCUAGCCUUGAAAUUACAAGAGCAUGAAUAAUGGAUUAUGGGUUCUGAUGAGACAGAAAGGAUUGGAAUUUUCUUAUAAGAUGGCUGUUCAUGGAAGAUAUACUAGAAAUGGCACACUAGAAUGGCAAAAAAGAAAUGAAAUAGUUACCAGGCAAUUUUUAUUUUUAAAAGGGCAGUAAGUGUACAUUAAAAUCAAACUAAUCCUAUGUCACAUUCCUGAUCAUGAUACCAGAGAAUGAAAAUCAUUUGACUUCCCUAAAAUAAGAAAGGAAUAAGCUCUCAUUUUUAGCCUUCAUUUUGGAAUUGCAGCACCCAUGCUAGCAGAAGCUGCCAGUUAUGGAUAGACAAAAAUGCACAGGUCUGCAGGGGGGAAAGUUCCUCUCAGUGCUCCAUUCCCUGAACAGCUGAGACAGCAAAGUCCUGACAUGUUGAAGGGCAACCUAGCCUUCUUUGGACAAGAAGAAUAUUUGUUUUAAUAUUUUGGUUAAAAGAAAGAAUACUAGAUAUGGUAAAAAUAAAAGGAGAAUUAUUUGUAUGCCUAAAUCCAGGCUUUGGUGAGAGAACCCCAGCAGAGAUUUAAAAUCACACAAAAAAUGCAGCAAAGCAUGGAAAUAUAGGUGGUUAGACCUUUAAAAUUCUGAUUUUCUUCCAGAGCACCUCACCUCCCUUUGCAUGGAAAGAGACCACAUGGCUGUUAAGUUAAAAAUGGUUUACUUACAAGCUCUUCAGAGGUAAGAUUCAUGGGCUUUUCUAUACAGCAGCAAGAAAAGACAAAAUUUAGUUUCAAAAAGUAGUAAAUGUUUCUAAAUUAUUUGUACAGGAACACAAAGAUGGCUUUCUUAAGCCACAUGGUCUAAGCUUGGAGCAUCCAGCUUAGGCAUCCCAACUGGUAGGGUUCACAUGGUAGAAAGGAAGAGAGAACAAGGGUGAUGGGUAAAUGACCUAGCUAGGCCUGGAAGUAUGGCUUACUCUAUGGUCUUAACCACUUCAUGCGUUAAUUAGACUUAAUUUUGUUGGUUAUAUGAGGCUGGAUAUAUCCCACAACUUCAACAUGCAAUUG